GGACAUACAAUAAAUUGGACACACCCCGACCUAUUGAAAAGACCAGCGGCCAAAUUGUUAGAUCAUCGUAAGUAUUUUCUUAUGAAUCCCACCAUCCCCAUCUAAAUGAAAAAGAACAGGAAAGGUACAGAAGAGAGUAUUAUUUCUGUCAGAUUCCUGAAUAAUCUUUUAAGGGACAAUUUUAUGUUUUUCAGAGCUAGGUCCAUAGGUCCAUUUGGCCUAGGAGCAUAUGAAUCCAUCCCUUUCCUCCAAGUCAUUGAUUGUUUUAUAAUUUGUCAGGGUGGGGGAGUGUUGAAACUCUUGGCAAUUGCAUUGUGUCAUAUUCUUGGCUUGCACUAAAGAAGGGGGAGGAACAUGGAGACUCUGUAUCUUGUCCCAGAACUGAUAUUUCACUUACAACGUAACUCUCCUGCAAAGUCUUUAAAAAAUAUAACAUUGCUGAAUGAGGCUUAUGUUUGAGGCAAGGCCAGAUGUGAAUUAAGAACACCCUGCUAAACACACAGUGUUCUUAGACAGAUACAUAAUGCCAUUCCGUUGAGACCAUGAUGGAAGAGCUCUUUGAACUGCAUCCUUGGAAGCAAGAGCAUGAAGUCAGCAGGUGAUUUACCUCUGCACGCAACAGCUUUUAAGAUAUCAUUGAACAGAGGAAGUGAUAUUAUUAAAACAUAACCUCUUCAGAGCUUUAAGAAUGAAAUACAGAGGGGCUUUACUGUCAUGUUCACGCAUUCAGGGUUUUUCUUUUGUUUUGCCAAUUUAUUUUUUAACGUUACAAAGUUGAGGGAGGACUCAUGUUGCAAAUGCGAAGAAGGGGUAUUUUCCAAUCCCUCCUUGGUGUAUCUCAUUUUGGACUUUGUGUUGGAUGUUUUCAUUGUAUCAAUGUCAUUAUGAUGAAUGAAAGUGAUGGUUCCAGCUUCUAUACUAGCUGUUUUAAUACAAACUAGCAAUUAACCCACCAGUCAUAGGUGGACAUAGAGUGUUGGCUUGCAAAGAGCAAGGACCUGUGCAGGGGCAAUGGAUCCUCACUCGUUCUGUAUUAACCAUGAGCUCCCUGAAUGGUAGGACCAGUCCAAGUGUUGCCAAGGGUAGAUUCUGCCCUUAUGCUAGCAGUGGGGAACCAUGUUCCAGAUGUUGCUGGGAUCCAACUCCCAUCAUCCCUGUCUGUUGGCCAUGCUUGGUGGGGCUGACAAACACCUGGAGGACCACAGGUUCUCCAGUCAUGCCUUACAGAAUAAGGUUGCCAUGUACUUUUCCAAUGAGAGUGAAUGGCAGCCAUAUGGGGCAAACUGAAAGAGGACACUACUGAGACCAAACCUGCUUUACAACCAUGGUGAACCCAGCCAUUGAGAAUAUCCCCUUUUCCUAUUUGCAUAGGCUCUUCUGGAUCUGGGGUUUUGGUCAUGUUGGGGUAUGAUACAGUCCUGGGGGGGAAAGUUGAGAAAUGUCUUAUAUAUGAAGGAUUACUCAGUAUAACAAAGGUGUAGGAUCGUGAUGUUAAUGUGGCCAAAACAGCUGAGAAACAAGAUGGAGGUAUCAGUGUGAGUGGGUUGGGGGUGGAGAAUCACAGAAUUGUUGACUUGGAAGGGAUCCCAAGAAUCAUCUAGUCCAACCCCCUGCAAUGCAGGAAUCUCAACUAGAUCAUACAUGACAGGUGGCCAUCCAACUUCUGCUUUAAAACUUCCAAGGAAGGAAUGACCACCACCUCUCAUGGGAGUCUGUUCCACUGUCAAACAGCUCUUACUGUCAGAAAGUUCUUCCUGAAGUUUAGUUGCAAUAUCCUUUCUUGCAACUUGAAUCCAUUGGUUUGGGUCCUAGCCUGCAGACCAGGAGAAAACAAGCUUGCCCCAUCCUCCAUGUGACAGCCCUUUAGAUAUUUGAAGAUGAUUAUCAUAUCUCCUCUCCAUUCUCAGUAGCCAGAAAAUGUUGAGCAUCUGUUGCAGGGAGCUGGAGAAAACCAAGGAGAUUCAGAAUGGAGUGUCCUGGAAGAAGUAAUUAGCAGCUGACUAGAACCGGUCCCAGCUAUAUUUCAGAAUUCCUAUCUAGCAGGUGUUUAGGUGUUCCCAAUUGCUUCUGAAUCUAACAAAACAUAAGAAGUGUUUUUGUGCUUUGAUGGUGCUUGUGUUUGCCAUUUCCUCCUGGUCCUUCAAACGUUCUGGGGAAGAAUGUGACUAAAUUGUCACUGAUGUCCAGGAGAGAUCAGUUCACUGCAGCUGCUUUGUGCUGCUCCAGUAACACAAAGCAGCUGCUAAUCCUAAUUUAAACAGCAUUUAUACAAGGGUUUAGAGCUGCUUUGGUAGCUGGACCACACCCAAUCCAUUUGGCCUUGCCCUUUGCAGUUGAACCAUACUAUAUCUGUUGAUUUAAACCCUCUGCAAACUGACAACUGUAACACUGCCUGGGUUUACCUAUUAGCUGCCAGGAUCAAUAAGAUACUCAGGGUAGGGCUCCUGUGCUUUUAACUGUUAUGCAAAAGAGAGCAUUUUGGGGGAGGCAGGGGCAACUCUGUGAGUUACAGUGGUUAGAGAAGCUUUGUCUUCUGUUGAAUCUGGCAACUCUCUUUUCCCUACACUUUCAGGAACGGUCUUCAUAACAAAGGGACUGGAAAGCCUUUAGAGACUUUGGACUCCGGACAUUUUCCGUGUUUUUCUACCCCUCCCCACCCUACAACUUCCCUCAGCGGAUUGAUUUGCAUGACCUUUGACUGCCUGGGAUGUGGCUUGGCUUGAUCCCUGCCCUGGUUGUCUCACACAUGGUGGGAGAAUGUCCAUUUCCAAUCAAUGGAGGCUUGAGUCCAGGCCUCUGUCUGGAAGCCCUGGGCUCUCAGUGCCUUUCCCCCACCAAUCCCAGAUAUGUGUGGGCAAAACGCAAUUACUCAGGGAAGAACAAAAUGCACCCAACACAUGUUCAGUGGUGCCCUGUUAAUGACUUCACAUGUUCCCGGAAUGAGCCCUAUAUUUGAAAGUAGCUUCUGUGACUGACCCCGCAAACAAAGUUUGGCUCAAGUUAAACCCUGGUGGGUGCAGAUGUGGUUUUCUAAUUCUGUACAAGCCACACAACCGGACAAUGCUGAAAAACUGACCAGGCAGGCAGGAAGACUCAUUGCCCCAAACAUUACUUAUCCUAGGACCUUAGAAAAUAUUUCCUUAUUGUGAAGGAAAGCAAGGGUUUUUGUAUAACUUAACAUUGUCACAUUUAUGCUGCAUUCACAUUGCAGUUUAUUCUAUUUUCAUGACUUUUCCCUGUUAAUGUCCACAUUACAUUUGAGCUUUCGCAUGCUGUAAAAACCACUUCCAGCAUUAUAGUGGAAUAUAGUGCAAGUUUAGCACUCAUUUCCAUACUAGUUAUAAACAGAUUAUUAUUUUUCUGGAAGCAAAUAAUAAGGAAAAGAGCAUUGAACUUGGAGUAUAUUACAUUAUAGUCCCAGAAGUUGCUUUUACAUUGUGUGAAAUCUGAACUAUGAUGAGGAACUUAACACUUAGGGCAAAGUCAUGAAAAUGGAAUGAACCGCCAUGUGAAUGCAGCCAUAGUCUCUGUUUCAAUAUAAUGUGAGCUAUCUUGGAUGCAACUCUACCAAGUCUGAAUCAACAUCUGGGGACCCAUGGUUAGAGAAGACUGGUGUAAACAAUACUGAGCUAGGUGGUCCAAUGGUCUGCCUGUGUAAGGCAGUUUCCUAUGUUCCUAUAUUCUAUGUUCCUAUAACCUGCCUCUGGGCUUCCCAGAGACAUCUGAUUGGCCAAUCAGGAAAUGUGGUGAUGGACUGAAUGCAAUAAAUCCUCAGCCAUACCCAGCUAUUAGUCAUAAAUGGGCCACUGAAGGAAAGAUUAGGCCUGGAAGCCUAUGUCCUUCUCCCACCUUCGUUACACCUUUGGCCUGCCAGCAUCUGCAUUCUCAUACAAUAUGUUUUAAGGGUUCACCCAGAACAUAAAACAUGACUGCGCAGAACAUAAUUGCAAGCAUGAUAUGCAGGUGCUCUCGCCCCGGAAACCAGCAAUGUCACUUUCCAUUGCUCCUGUCAUGGUGGUGAUGCCCUGAAAGCUGGACCAGCUUCUUUCUGUGGUACAAGAUGAAAAGAAAAUGUAUCUCUUUAAUCAGACCAGCAUCUUGAUAUUCCCUCUGCAUGGAUCCUAAGUCUUAUUCUUAGCCCCAGCAAUUAAUGAGGUGGGAAGUAAGGAAGGAUUUUAAUCUACCGAAGCUUGUAGCCCCUGCCGUGUGCUAUCUUGUCUAUGGAACCAGGCUUGUGUAUCCAAUAACACAAAAAUUGGUCCAGGACACCAAGUGCAUAGUGGGUUCUCACUAUCAGCCAACUAGCUGUUGCAUUGGGGACAGAAUCACCCCAGCAGAAAUUGCCUGCCAAGCAGAAAUUACUGGACGUGUGCUCUGUGAUUAUGGAAACAACAUAUGCGCUUGGUAAAAAUGCACCCUGCACAUACAAAGAAAUUCCUCUACUAUCAGGUCAGCAGGGACCUUUUUCAGCCGAAGGGCCACAUUUCCUCCUGGGCAACCUUCUGAGGGACCGUGUGCCAAUGGUGGGUGUGGUCCAAGGCAAAAAGUGGGUGACGCAAUGCAUCUUCAGCAGGCUGCAUUCCAGCCACACACAUACACACCUCUUUCAAGAAACUCAAGAUGUGUUAUUACGGUUCAAGGAUACAUUCUACCCAGGCAAAAGCAUUCAGAUCAUGGAGCAGGAUGGCUAUGGGAUGUGGCCUGGGGACACUCCUGAGAUGCCUUGAGGGCCACGUUGAACCCCCAGGUCAGAGGUUCUCCACCAGUGCUCUAGUCUACCAAAACUCUUUGGGCCCUCAAAAUUCCCCAGAUGUUAUCAUUUGAGGCCAAAUGCUUCUGAAUUCACUUUUAAUGUCACUUCAGGAGAAAUCUAGUGAUGUUCCAGACUGUGUGAGACCCGUUGAUUAAUUUAUUUUAUGGAUUUGUUGCGUUUAUAUCCCACUUUUUCUCCAAGGUGGCGUACAUGGUUGUCCCUCUCCUCAUGUAAUCCCCACCACAACCCUGUGACGUAGAUCAGGCUGAGUGUCAGUGACUGGGCCAAGGUCACUCUGUAAGCUUCAUGGUCAAGUGGGGAUUUGAACCCUGGUCUCCCAGGUCCUGGUCUGACACUUUAACUGCUGCACCACACUGGCUCUCUAAUGCUAAUGCUCUUAUCAAAUCUCUAAGUUUUCCCUUUGCCAAAUUUGCUUUAAAGUUCACUUUUGUCAAAAGCACCAGGGGUCCUCCGAACACAUGGCACAUGGCAACCAACUCUCACAGUAAAUAGGAGGUGGGAGAGGAACAGUGUGGACCUGGUGGGUGAAGCAGAAUGGGAAAUUUCCCAAAACAGGCCAUGCUUCAGGAUUCUACUGGGAAACUCUGAUGCAGUCUCUCUCUCUCUUUUACUUCUUUGGCAGGUGAAGAUGCACACUGUGUCCUACAUUCAUCUCUUCUACUUUGGCCUGUGUUUGCUUACAUUAACCAGCUCCUCUGCUGCUGCUGCCCCAGAGACACUUUGUGGUGCUGAGCUGGUUGAUGCUCUUCAAUUUGUCUGCGGAGAAAGAGGAUUUUAUUUCAGUAAGUUUGAACAUUUGCUACCAUUUCCCUCAUACAAUCAGUUCUAAUCCCCUCUCCCCUCGCUUUUCAUGGGGAUACAGUUAUUUGAGGCUUGCGUAUGCAUAGUUCUAGCAAACCAUGCACAAAAUGUGGCUUACUCUACUGAACCCCAGAGCUCUUCAAAAUCCAAAGGUCAAGCAAAGCACAAUAUUUGGUCUAAGUUCAGCAUCUUCCCUCUGCCCUCCACUCCCAGCCGGAUUUAGGUUUGAUGAGCUACUGAAGGUAAUGGGGCCGUUUAUAUGUCCAGCUGUCCUUCGUCAACAACAAAGUGUUGCUUUUUUGUGUUGAAGAUAUGCUAUAUGGUAAUUUAUGGACCUAAUAGGUGUCUAAAGCCAUUUGCACAUAACAAAAUAUGUAUUUUAUCAAAGUAAUUGUUGAACUGAAAUACAAUUAAUACAGGUGUUUUCCUUUACAUUUUUGGGGGGCCCCCAAGAGAGUGGGGCCCUAAGCUAUAGCUUGUUUAGCUUAUAUGUAAAUCUGACACUGCCCAGCAACCUUUAACACUGUUAUUUCCCUCAUCCUCCUGUUGUAUUUGCUAGGAUUCCCACCCCCACCUCCGGUAGAACAUGUUGCAUCUGGCAACUCUUGAGAAGUGCAGCACAGCACUUUUAAGCAAGUGACAAAGAGGGUUCCACCUUGCAUUGCCAAACUCGCUUUACUACAGCAUCUGGUCUGAGCGGUUGUAUGAAUUGACGUUUAUUGAAGUGGGAAGUGUGGGAGACAGGAAAUGACUGCAUAAAGCAACUGCUAGGAGAUGAGUGUUUUGCAUUGAUCAGUCCUUGCUAUUGCCUUGGCUUCAAUAGGUUUGGGUAGCAGGGAUAGGAAAACACCUGCAUUGGAUUCUAGAAAGCUAGGUGAUCAUGUGACUGCAUGGAUAAAGGCCAUUGCUUGGCCGGAGAAGAGCACUAGAGUAGCUAUGUGGCUUCUCCUCUCUGAUCCUUAAGGUGAAUUCAGCUAAUAUCUAUAAGAGUUUCGGUCUUUGAUUAAAAGGAUUUGCCCUUGGUUAUCAAUAGUGGAUCAGUUGCAGAGUAGUGAUAUUUAGCAGCUAGGAAGCUACAACAUAUGCCAGGGUACAGUGUAAAUGCAGCACACACAAGGCUUCCAUUCCAGAGGCAGUGUGUAUAAGCAAAGUCAUAUAUAGCCGAAUACUGCUGGUUGGUGGAGGGUGGAGACACCCACAUGCAAAGGCCCUCCCUGUGUCUCCACUGCUUUCCUCGAUUUCUUUGUUCAUUUGUUCUCUGUUGCUCCAGAGGGCUGGGCUUGAACCCAUUGGUGGAAAUGGCAAGGAAAGUGAUUUGGAUUAAACAUUAGAAGAGACUUCCUAGUGAUAAGGGUUAUUUGACAGUGGAACAGUGGACUGCCUUGGGAGGUGAAGGGGUCUGCUUUGCUGGAAAUAUUUAAGCUGAGGCUGGACAAGCAUUGUAGUUGAAUCCUGCAUGGUGGAUAUGGCAUUGAGCAGGGAGUUGGACAAGGGUCACAUCCAUGCCACGCAUUUAAAGCACUCUUAUACUCUUUAACAGUCAUGAAGAAUCCUGAGAAUUGUAGCUUUUAAGGGUGCUGGGACUUAUAGCUCUGUGAUGUUGAUACACUUCACAAACUGCACUUUUCAGGUUUCUUUGAAGGGUGCCAUGACUGUUAAAGUGGUAUAAGAGUGCUUUAGAUGUACGGUGUGGGUUGUGACAAGAUUGUGACUGUCUCUCUCUCUCUCUCUCUCUCUCUCACACACACACACACACACACACAAAGCCACUUCCUUAGGAAAUCAAAAAGCAUCACUCUUAGUGGGGAGGUUAAAACUGAAGCCCAAACAAUGGAUAUUUUACUAUCAGGGAGAAUACCCAAGUAGAAAACUCUUGUCUAACUUUAGGGGGUUCUUUAUCAUGCUUGGCCUCACUUCUGAGGUCUGUCUCAGUUGCCACCACAGGAAUCAAUGUGAUGACUGAAAAGGUAGAAGGUGUGUUCCUGAUGCCGAGUUAAAUCAAUUUCACAUCACUGGUAUGCUAAGUAUGAGUAAGUCAAAACUAAGUGUUGAACUACUGGCUCAAAAUGAGUAAUGUGACAAGGUUUGAAAUCUUAGCUAUGGGAUAAUAGACAAAAACGUUACUUGAUUUCUGCUCCUGGGGUGCAGAAAUCUUUCUGUAAAUGUACCCAAAUAGAGAAGAGAGAGCAAUGGCGGUCUCAUUCCUAUGUGUGAUAUACAGUGGUAUCUCUGGUUACAAACGCUUCUGGUUUACAAACUCCGCUAAACCAGAAGUAACUGCUCCUGGUUGCGAACUUUGCCCCAUGAUGAGAACAGAAAUCGCACGCCGGAAACAUGCGUGCAGCGGGAGACCCCAUUAGCAAAAGCACGCCUCAGGAUAAGACCGGUUUCAGCUUAAGAACGGACCUCCAGAAUGAAUUAAGUUUGUAACCAGAGGUACCACUGUGUACAGUUACAACUCCCCUUGUGUAAUCUUUUGAAGUGUAUAUUAGAUGAAAAAAUAAAAGUACUGGUGAUUGCUAUGCUAUUAUAUCUCAGACAUACAUCCCCACACCACCUGUUUUGAAACUCCACACAUUUUGGGGAUUAAAAUAUUAACAAUUUUUUUCAUUAUUAAUCACCUGAGUGCCACAUUCAUCCUAGGCCAACCCUCCAGGGCCACAUGCAAAUUUAACGGGAGUUGCAUUCCAGGAACAUUGGGAAGGGCACGGAUUUCCCUACACCAAGCCACUGACAUAUGAAUGAAAUCUAAAUGCAUUCUAUCUCUAUAGACAGCCAUGAUAUUCAAACUUUUUACCAGUGUUCAAGCAUUAAGCGUCUGGGAACUUUGAGUCAUUGCAAUGGACAUAAUAGUUUCUGGACUGAAUGUCCGGGAGAAUGAAGUUCUCUGUUUGUUCACAGAGCCAGUCUAGCUGCAUGGGCUGUGGGCAAUGCCAGUGCAAGCUUCUGCCCACCAUUCCACCAAUGGGCCUUAACCCUGACACAGAGAAGCAAUCUCUAGGGGCAAGAUGGCAGUUCAUUUACAUGCUGAUUUUGUUCUUUAGCUUCUCUGCCAACAAUGCCAACAAGUGUACUCAUUAAUUAGUGCUUAUUUUGUUGGUAGGGGUUUGGGUUUUGGGGGGAGGGGAGAGGGUUGUGACGUAGACAUAGGUCCAUUGUCCACUAGACGGAAUCCUGCAGUUGGGGGUGUAUCACCUUAUGGCUGCCAGCUAUAAAAUUAAUGUUCCAUGUAAGGUCAGGUCCAGUAGUUACUGCUUGGGUGGAAGUUCUCCAAGGAAAACAAGCUGCUCAGGAAAUGCUUAUUCAGUUGACCUUACUUUGCCAUCUGAGUCAGUCCAUGCUCAGGGUUAGAGAAAGGCCAUCAUUUGGCUGACAAAGAGACAUCCUAGCCACUGGAGAGAGAAAAAUCCAGUACUGUGGUUUUUCAAGUGUACAAGUAAGGCUACCUUUAGGAAAGCUGAAUUUUAUCUUUUCCCUCUGCAUGCCUGACAUUGCAAAUGGGAUAUGGUACUCUUUCUUCUGGUUCCUUUAUCGUAGCCUUUCCCUCCCCAUUUCCUGCCCCAUGCCACUUAUAAAAACAUGCAUGGAAAUAUCAAUGAUCUGUACUCCCCCCCCCAUCCCGUGUCACAAAAUUCAGCUCCCAAAUAUAAUUUUUUUGCUAGGGUAGGCAGAGAUCCUGAAAAUGAUUGUAUCUGGUGUCAAAACGAAGAGAGACGGAAUUCUACCUACUAAUUAAGCACACUGGACAAUCUGCUCCCAUUCUACUGAUAAAGCUGGUCUUGGCAGGAACCACAUUCUGAUAACACUGAGAAUAUGAGAUGGCACUAAGCCCUUGAGGAUGUGAGGGUUUCAGCACACGUUUCUUUUUGCUAGGCAUCAUUGGUUGUUAAUAUAUAGCUUCUAAAUCAUUACCCACCCAGAGGUCUUGGGAUAAGGUGGGCUAGAAAUAAAAAUUGAUCUUCUGUUAGAGGGCUCUUGCAAUCAGAUAUCAGGUGGCACUGCAGCAAAUUUUAUGAUGCACCGUAUUUUUUUAAUGCAAAAAAGAAAAGAAAAAAAUCCUGCUUCCCACUGUUUCACAAUAUUUUCCACUCACAUCCAUUGCUCCCCUGAACUGCUGCAGCUUUUGAGCCAUUUCUUUUCUUCUACUUGAAAGGACUGUGUUUCAAAGAGCAGGGGAAUUCUCCCUGGCCAGAGUUCUAGAUUGCAUUUUGAGUCUACAUGAGUAAGGGUUCAGCCCCCAAUGUGUGUGGAGUGACAAGUACUGCAACAAUGGCACCAGUGCCCAUCUUUUCCUCCUUCUUACCCCAUUGGAAUUUCAUGUAAAAAUUCAGGGAUUCCUGAACAGGGCUUCAGUUUAGCCCUAUUAAAUUUGUGAUGAGCUGAUUCACAUCAAAAGGUUGUUUUGAAAUGAAACUAUUGCCAUUCAUUGAUGUGCAUACAUACCGGGGUUUCAACCCCAUGAGAUGGCAGUGGGAUGAAGGACAGUUUAUCAAUGAGGUAAAUGAAAGAAAUUAAAACAAUGGAAGAAUUAAGUUUCCCUUUUUUAAAAAAGCAACAUUAAUGUAUGGAGGUGUUUUUUGUAAAAUAAUAAAAUAAUAGUAGUAGUAGUAGUAGUAAUGAUUUAUUUCUACCCUGCCCAUCUGGCUGCGUUUCCCCAGCCACUCUGGACGGCUUCCAACAAAAUACUAAAAUACAAUAGUUCAUCAAACAUUAAAACCACAGGCACUCCCCUCCCCACCCAUUUUUAGUGCCCCCUGACAAAGAUUGCUGAAAAUGGGGGUCACUUUUUCAGUGAGGUAAAAAUGUUGAUAAAACUCGGUCUCACAUAUUAACUAUAUUUUCACUGAAGCACUUUGCAAAGUUUAAAGCUACAACAGAAAAUAUGGCCUAACAAUUAAGGUAUGGCUUAGAUUUAACACCUGAGACGUUGGACUGGUUCAGAUAGGGUUUAUGAGAAUUUGCAUACCCUCCCCCUGGGUUUGCUUGCUCCCCCUCCUCCCACUGCUUCCUCCUGUGGUAUGACCUUAAGGAAGAGUUCAAAAGCUUUCCCUUCUGUUUUAGAUUAACCAUAAAUUAUCAUAGUGACUGAAUCCUGGCAAACGGUGGUAAAUCUUAACUUUAGUGAGUUGAAAUAAGCCAAACCAUAGUUUAUGAAGCUGUCUUGUUUCAACUAACCAUAGCAACAGUUAAGGUGUCAGAUGACACACUUAACUGCAAUUAAUCUAAUAAAAUCACUUCUGAUGCCAUUCUUAUGAUUUCAGCAGAGGAAGAGAAAGGAGGGAAUAACAUUUGAGCCCAAGGCUCGUUGAUGUAUGUUCUCCUUGUGCCAAUCAUAAAGUACAUUCUGUGCUACCUGUAACCUAUACAGUGACAAUAAUGUUACCUAAGUCAUGAUGUAGCAUAACUUCCAUGAGAAUCCUGACACAUGAAAGGUUGUGGAGGUGUUGUGGGCAGCCUUGCUUCUGCUAUGAAAGGUGGAAAGGCUGUAAAAAAGAGGGGGAGAUGUAAUUUUGUGCAAUAUUCUUAUUCUUAUUUAUAUUUGUAUACCACCCUUCAUCCAUAGAUCUCAGGGUAGUUCACAACAUAAAAAUACAAUAUAAAAACACAAAAUGCAUAAUAAAAACAAAAACAAACCAAUAAUCCCCCCACAACCUAUUUAAAAGGGCACCAAGUGUUAAUCAGCCAAAGGCCUAGUUGAAGAACAUUUUUGCCUGGUGCCUAAAGGUGGUUCCAGCUGAACUUUCCUGAGGACAGCAUUCCACAAGCAGGGAGCCACUGCAUGAAAGGCCUGCUCUUGUGUUGCCACUCUGAUUCUGUCGUGGAGGAAGCACACAAAGAACCACCUCAGAUUUUGAUCUCAGGGUCCAGGUAGGUUCAUAUGAAGUUGCAUUGAAUUGUAUUUUCUCAGUUUCAUUGUUAUACCUAUUGCACUCUGUCUGCUAAGGGACGGUUUAAAAUAUUAAGCAGCAUAUAAAUAUAUUAAAUAAAAAACAAACCAAUUGCUUUGCUGUAACCAUGGAUGAGGAGCCUGGGGCUCUCUAGGUAUUGUUGUAUUCCAGCUACCAUCAGCCCUGUCCAUUGGCCAUUCUGGUGCAGGAUGGUGACAGUUAGCGUCCCACAACAUCUAGAGGCCAACGGAAUUCCAAUCUCUGGUGUAAACUCCUUUUUAAAAAUCAGAGAAAUUCACCUGCUCCCCCAACCCUCCUAAACGUUCUCCCCCUUCAUGGGGAGUGAAGCAGAGGCAUAGGAAGGGGGUGCGGUGGGUGCGGUCCGCACCGGGUGUCAUGACUGAGGGGGGUGACAAAAUGGCAGGUGAGUGGGUGGUACACCUUGCGCUGGGCGGCAGCCGUUCUUCUGACCCAGUGGCCAAGAGCAGCCCUCCUCAACCUUGGUGAGGUGCACUCAGCCACAGCAGCUCCAAUGCUGGGUCAUGUCUGACCCACUGAGGAGAGUAGGAGGAGAGUGAGCAGCAGCGAGAGCCAGUGUGGUGUAGUGGUUAAGAGCGAUAGACUCGCAAUCUGGGGAACUGGGUUCGCGUCUCCGCUCCUCCACAUGCAGCUGCUGGGUGACCUUGGGCUAGUCACGCUUCUUUGAAGUCUCUCAGCCCCACUCACCUCACAGAGUGUUUGUUGUGGGGGAGGAAGGAAAAGGAGAUUGUUAGCUGCUUUGAGAGUCCUUCGGGUAGUGAUAAAGCGGGAUAUCAAAUCCAAACUCUUCUUCUUCAGUUUCCCCGCCCCUCUCCUACCCUGAACUGUGGCGAGUGGGAGGGCACCCUCCGCACCCCCCCCCCAAGAGCACACCCGGCCUGGGCAGUGCAGGCAUAUGCUCUGCCACUGGGGUGAAGGGCCCCAUUAAAGAGGAAGAAAGAUUAUCUCAACAUUAGAUACUUAGCAGUAAAGAUUCACAACACCCCAGCAGGAGACUGAACUGUGGACCCUAGGAAUCUGGGUGGAGUUGACACCUUUGAUUACUUCACUGCAUGUUUAGAUCCUGAAGGGAUGGAUGUUGCUGGACUGCAAAUUCUAUCCUUUUUGUCCACUGGUCAUGCUGGCUAGGGCUGAUUGGAGUUGUAGUUCAAUACAUCCAGAGGGCUCAUUGGCUACCUGUGGUGUAGGCAAUAUAAUGCUAGAUAUAAUGGUCAGGCCAGAUCUAAGACAGCUUCCUAUGUCCCCAUAUUAUUCUCAUACUAGAGACUAUGGCUAAGACAGUAGCAGCUUGUUUAAGGCCACCUGGUAAGACGCAAGACUUCAAGCAGAGACUACCUAUUCCAUGGUUCAGCCUCUUGGCCUCUAUGGCACUGAAAGACUUGAUUUAUAUGUAAACCUAUACACAAGUAAAGAGAGAGGAAUAUUACUUACACACACACACACACACACGAGAGAGAGAGAGAGAGAGAGAGAGAGUUGAGAAAAUUAUCCAAAGAUACAACAGGCAGGGUGAACCAAAGAUAGAUGUAAAAUGCAGAAGGAAAACUUGGCCAUGAGCAGCUAGGUGAUAAAGGACAAGUCAUAUUUCACUGAGUAAAGCAAUCUCAAACUGGUUGCCAAGUAGCAUCAGACGUUUCCAAGUUGUCUCUCUCUUCUCUCUUUGACCAGCAUUCCAUUUUGCUGCUAAAGCAAGCUGUUUGGUCGCCCAAAUUCCAUGGCAUGGUGAAAUUGUGGCUUUCCAAGCUCACAAUAAGAUGCCUGACAACCAGUAUAAAGCUUUGUAUUUGAGCCUGUUGGCCCCUGGGGCCCAAACAGCUGGAAAAUUACCUGAAAUCUUAUGUCUUUUUCAGAAGGAACCACAGGUAUUCAAGGCAGGAUUUUUGACGUUUGUGCUUUUUAUUAUUUCCUCUCUUAUAAUCAUGCUACAUAUCUAUAACUGAUGCACUAGAUUUGACCCAGCAGGGGUGCAUGGUUAGCAAGCAUGCAAAUAAUUAACAAGUCAGGGUUAAAAAAAAAAAGGAAUUAAAUAUAAAGCUGGUAUAUAAAAUGGAUCCUGGGAUCCAAAGUAGGAUAAGAGGGAAUGCUCAACUAAUCUGUUCAGAAUAGCAAGCUGUCUCUUGCUCUCCUCAAAUUUAACUCUGAAAUAGUCAUUGAAUUUAACUCAGAAAUUAUUUUCUCUCAUACACAGCUCUCCAACCCUCAGGGAUAACUCAAUUUUAUGAGCUUCAAAAAAAUGAGCUCCCCAUCAGCCUCUCACAUACUCUAAAACACACCCUUGCUUUCUCUUCCUUGGUGAUCAGUGGGGUAAAUAGUGGCACAAUUGUGGGACAAGGAGAGGAAGGAGAUUUGUCCUCUUUUCUUCUCAUGUGAUGUUUUAGCAAUAGCACAAUUUCAGAAGCCUGCAGACAUUUGCCAUGACAAAGAGGCUGAGCAAUAAGGAGCAACCCUUUCUCUCCCUAUGUGCUUCCGCUAUGAAUUGUCAUGUAUGAGAAACAAGGAGGGCUUUGGGAGACAGUGAAGGGCUGGUGUGGAAGGGAAAUUGGGAAUUCUUCUCUAGCUCAGAUUUUGAUCCUACCUGGAGAAGGAUUGAAGCAAGAAUUAAAAGCUCACCUCGCAUUUGAGGCUGGCUUUUACAAACUCUGGGUUUUUAACGGAGCCUGGCUCAGGAGAACUUUGCAAGCAACUCUGUAGAUUUCACCUGACUGCGACAAAUUAUAAUAGCUGAUUCUCUUUUCCUAGUAUUUUGCAUGUGAUCAAGAUAAAUAGCAAACUUUUAAAAUAACCAGUUGUAGGAAGGGGCCUUCACGUGUUUCGCUUUGGUGUUCUGCCUCUUAUCUCAAGAACUCAAGCAACAUGUUCAGCUUUUAUGGUAUGUUGUACACUAGGCAGAGAAAUGGUUCAAGGCCACCUGUGAACUUGAAGGUUCAGAGGGAAUUUGAGCCCAGAUCUAUGCUCAACAUUCUCUUCACUCUACCAGGAAAUGCCAACUUCAUUGAGAGGUGUGGGGGGAGAGGAUCCCAGCCCAGUUAUUCACAGACCAGAGCCUCUGCCCUCCCACUGAUCACCCAGAUGUAGCAGUUUAGCUAGGGAAAAUUCAUUCCACUAAGAAAGGUGCCUGCCAGGUUAGAAACAUUGCUUUUUAAAGAUGACGUCUUACCAUUCCAUUUCUAGAGGAAGAUAAUAAUUUUCUCACAAAUCUAUAGAGGAAAUAACACAUUUUUAUCAUUAAUUUGUUUUUUCAAGGUCUUGUUACCAUUUCCCCGUAAAAUAACAUCUCUUGCUCCACCCAUGAUGAAUCCUAUUGACCAAUCUGGGGAAACGGUGGAAAGUCAGCAACAUAGUAUGUAGUUACUUGUAAGAAAGGGGACAAUAGUCCUUUGGAAAGUGGGUCAGAAGCAAAUUAAUGAAUACUUGAUUCAUUCAUUCAACAAACCUAGCGUAAAUCUAAAAGCAACCAUAGAAGUUUUCAUUUUUACAAAAUGAAAUGCAUUUUUCCAGUUACAAAAGUCAUCUGUGUGCUUAAAGCAAAUCUUCUGAGGCAUUGCUGGCUUUAAAAAUGAAAAUCACAAGUUGGAGUUAAAGACUUGGCACUGAGCAGGAAGAAUGAUCUAACACAUGCUUCCUUGAACAGAAAAAGGAAUUUCAUAAAAGAACUGGGCAGAUUUUGGUUUCUCUGAUAUUCAGCACUCGGCACUGCCUGAAUCCAUCCAUGACGUCAUUUGACUGUUGGCUUUCUUGUCAACAAGACCAUAAAAAUCCCUAAUAAUUAUGACUGACCUCCUCCAAACUUUGAUAUUUUGAUUCUCUAUUCAAAUCCAUUGAAAGUAGCUAAUAUAAUGACACCAGUUUUAUGUUGCUCAGAUGAACACGCUUCCUUAUUUACCAUCCUUGAAACUCCUCAUUGAGUUGGUCCCCGUUUCCAGCAUCAAGGUGUCUCCCCUAUACCCAUGAUGCAAUAGACAUCAGUAUUUGAGGAACAGAGGGAUCCAUUGUGUCUCGUAUGAGAUAUUUUAUUGCCUAAAGCAAAGGACAAGAUGGGGCUCACUAUCCCAUUCCAUAUACAGAAGCUUUUGUCAGUUGAAUCUUACUUCAGUAUUUGUAAUGGGAUGGCAUCCUCCACUAUACCCUAGGCCAGGCCUGUCCAAAGUCCGCCUCAGGGGCCCUAAUCUGGACCGCUGGUUGGUUUAAUCCAGCCCCCAUGGCAGUUUAUUUCCUAAAGAAACCUCAGCAACUUCAAUCCUUAAAAAAAAGCUCAACACGUUCAGUCAGCCCUUACGGCCCUUCACUUCAUCAAAUGUGUCCCUCUUUGAAAAGAUGCCACUGCCCUAGGCCAUGGGUUAGUUUAAGGGGGCAAUGGCAUGUUGUGCAGCAUACACAGGUCUGCCCUCUAACAAAUGGGAAUGGCCAGAGGGCUGCCCCUGCUGCCCAUCAUCACCUGCGGAGGUCAGAUGUACAUGGAAAUAUUCAUGCUUACAGUUGCUUUCAUAGGUACCUGAACCCCUCCUUCAUCUAAAAAUUAUCCACAUGUAUGCUGCUUGAAACAAUGCAGCGUAUGUUUGUUUGUUUUGCUUUUGACCAUACAAAAUUUCAGGAAAGAAAGAAAAGUGGAUCUUGUUUAUGCUGGAACUGAUGACCCUUUAAGAAUACUGAAUCAGUAGGACUCUUGAGUUUGUCAGCAUGUCCCAAAGCCUGACUGAGCAAGAAUUCUGGUAAUGAGAGCCACCAUUACACUUUUCCAGUAGUAUCCAGGAAGAAAGUUUAUAUGGAGGAAUUUGAACCUUGCAGAGAAGAAAAACAAAAAAGACCAGCAAGAGGCAAUGUUGUGGUCAUGUAGGCUUGCAUUUAUCGCUGCUUUUUCUCAGCCAUUUCUCAUUUAUUUUGUUUAAAUAGUCUUCUUGAGGCAGUGUUGGUGGUCACUUUUUGAAUCUGAAAGUAAGGUGGAGUAAUAGGUGGAGGAGGGACCUCAGUACAAGUACUUGGGGUUAUUUACAUGUGUGCAUGUCAUGAAGUCUGGCAGAAAUAUAUAAAUUAUAAUGGCAAUUUUCUGUGAGGGGUAGCUGCUGAACAACAAGAUUUAAAGACUGUAUGUCAGGUGAAAAUAGUUAAAAGGUACGAGAGAGGGACUGAGUUACUUAAGAUUAGACUCCUUAACCACCGUUUGUUGCGCUGAGUGUGUCAUCCAUGCCUUAUUUAGUGUCAUGGAUCAGUGCUGCCCUUGCAGCCACUUGGAGCUUGAAACAAUCUCUCGUGUUCACCUACUGUGGAUGUUAUCAAAGGGUUAGAGAACACAUAAUGUAUCACCUUAUUAGGAGGCGGCCUUAGAGACUCUUUUGAGUGCCUUCCUUGAGGAAUCCAAUAAAUCUGUUACUGAACAGGUGGCAAUGUCUCCGAAUGCUGUGGUAUUUCUUAGACCUGCUGUGAUGGUUAGCUCCUAGUUUUGUCUCCCUAAAUAAUAAUGGGUUCCACUGAGGCUGUGAUUUUUGUACUGGUUCAUAUUUUGUACUUUGUUUAAUGGUCAGUCAGCCGUAAUAAACAUUUGAUUGAUUGAUAGUGUCAUGUUGGCAAAAGUUACUUAAAGAAGCACUUGGCAAGCUCAGCCCUGGUUCUGGCAUGACUAACCCCGUUCACUUUUUUCACAGGACCUUAAAUACCAAGACAGCCUUGACUUGCUUUACUUUCUGGCAUAUUCUAUUAUGUAAUCAGCCAAAACCUUUGCACAUGAUCUCCUCUAUUUGUCCUGAUAUUAUUAAUGGCUUUGCAAUAUUUGACCAGGGGUAGCAAGAGUCAUUCAGACAUAUCAUACAGUCAACCAAGACCACACAGUCUCUUAAUUAAAACCUUUUGCUCAACAUGUUGAAGCAUAUAAGGCAACUUACAUAGCAACUCCAAUCCAGAGCCUGGUUAACAUGGACUUCACGUGCUGUGAAAUAUAUAAUGUACAGUAGAUUGUGUCCUGCCUCUGGGCCUUUUUCACACCUUAUAAUUUUUAAUAUAAAUUUUAUAUUACAUGCUGAGAUGUAAUAUCAUGAACUGUGAAUGUUUGAAAACAUAUGUUUUGUUUGGAGACACCCAUUAGAGAGAUUAUCCAAGGUUCUUUGAGUAGUCACAUGGUAGGAAAUCUGAUUUUAUUGCCAUCUUGUGUGUGAAAUGGCCUGCCUGGCUACCAGGCUUUACAACACAUCUGUGUCUGCUGGUACUUCACUGUCUUAAAGAGUUGGACAGUGGCUCCUCUGAGAGGGUUACUGAAGAGAUAUAAAGGAACAGGAAUGAAGUGUUUGUGAUUUAGAAUUUUCUGCAUUUAGUUUAAGUAAACUAACAAAGGUCCCAUCUGCACUAUACUUCUAAAUCAGUAUCAUCACCUUAAACAAUCAUUACUUCCUCCAAGGAAUCCUGAGAACUGUAGUUUGUUAAGGGUGCUGAGGAGACCCCUAUUCCCUUCACAGAGACACAAUCCCCAGGGCUCUCUGGGAAUUGGAAUUUGUUGUUAAGCCACUCUUGGAAUUGUAACUGAAGCAGAACCAGCAUGGUUUCUUGCAAGGUCAAGUCCUGUCACACUAACCUAUUAGAGUUCUUUGAAAGUGUCAACAAGCAUAUUGAUAGAGGUGGUCCUGUAGACUUUCAAUGAUACUUUGACAAUUGCAUUUGCCAUUUUACCGUCCAUUCACCCAGUAUGGAGAGAUCUUUUUGCAGCUCCUUGCAAUCUCAUUAUGCUUUAACCAUCCUGAACAAUUUGGUAUCAUAUGCAAACUUGGCUAUAUCACUGCUCAGGCCUAAGACAGUUUUUGAACAAGUUAUAAAACGCAGGUCCCAAUUGCAAUCAUUGGGUGACUCCACUUUUUCAGUCAGGAGAAUUAUCCACUUAUUCCCACUCUGUGCUUCCUGUUACUUAACCAGUCCCUGAACCACAAAAGGAUCUCACCUCUUUUUCCAUGACUGCUAAGCUUUCUCAGAAGUCUUUGGUGAGGUACUUUCCCUGUAAGCAAGUGUAAAGUGAUGCACAUUGGGCCCAAAGCCCUAAUUUCACAUAUACACUUAUGGAGUCUGAACUGACAGUGUCUUGCCAGGAACAAGAACCUAUAGCCUUGCUGGGUAGCUCAGUUCAGACAUUGACUGAGUGUGCGCCAGCCGUGAAAAAAGUGAAUCCUAUGCUAGGGGUCAUUAGGAAAGAAAUUGAAAAUAAAACUGUCAAUAUCAUAAUGCCUUUAUACAAAUCUAUGGUGCAACUGCACUUGGAAUACUGUGUUCAUUUCUGGCUACCUCAUAUCUCCUCAGAAAGGAUAUUGUAGAGUUGGAAAAGGUUCAGAAAAACGGCAACCAAAAUGAUCAAGGGGAUGGACCAGUUCCCCUAUGUGGGAAGGUUACAACCCUUGGAGCUUUCUCGUUUAGAAUAAAGGCAAGUAUGGAGGGACAUGACAGAAGUGCAUGUUUAGGAGAAAGUGGAUAGAUGUUUUCCUCCCUUUCGUGUUAAUACGAAAGUUGUGCUCAUUCAAUGAUGCAGGAGAUUCAGGACAGACAAAAGGAAACACUUCUUCAUGCAUCGAGCAAUUGUUUUAUGAAACUCACUGCCACAAGAUUUGGUGAUGGACAAUAUCCUGAUGGCUGUAAAAUGGGAUUGGACAGAUAACAUAAAAAAUAAGGCUGUUAGUGGUUACUGAUCACAAUGGCUAUAAUGUAGCCUUGAGGUUCAUAGACCGUUUGCACCAAAAUAUCAGCUGCUGGCAGCCUUUCUUAUGGCCUUCCCAGAGGCAUUUGGUUGGCCACUGCAGGAAUCAGGAUGCUGAAGCAGCCAUACUGCUGGUCUGAUUCACGACGGCUUUUGUUACAUCCUAAUUAUGUCCCAGUAAGCUUCCCCUUGCUUUUCUGGCUUUCAGCAGGCCCACAAGCAUCUCAUACUCAGCAGGGUCCCACCCCCCCACUCCCACCCUCAGCUGCAAGCUAUUUUGUAGAAGCUAGCUCACUUCACCCUAAUUGAGGAGGCAUCAAUGUUCCCCUCACCCCUUAGCUCUUUCGUCACAUCUCUGCUGGACUGGCUUCAAGCAUUAUUUUGAGGACAAUUCCCCACAUGUGCAUCAUGCCAAUGAGGUUUACUGUUAUUCAUUAUCCUGACAUUUGUUCUUUUCACAUAAAGACUUCCUUGGAUUGUUUGUUUUUUUGUUUGUAUGUUUGUUUAUGAGAGCCAGUGUGGUUAAGAGCGGUAGAUUCGUAAUCUGGUGAACUGGGUUCGCUUCCCCGCUCCUCCACAUGCAGCUGCUGGGUGACCUUGGGCUAGUCACACUUCUCUGAAGUCUCUCAGCCUCACUCACCUCACAGAGUGUUUGUUGUGGGGGAGGAAGGGAAAGGAGAAUGUUAGCCACUUUGAGACUCCUUUGGGUAGUGAUAAAGCGGGAUAUCAAAUCCAAACUCUUCUUCUUCUCUUCUAUGUGAUUGGGCAACUGUGUUCACUGCUCCAGCCCCUGGAGGUUAAUGGAAAGCUAAUUAUUGCAUCUAUUUUAUUUUCAAUUUAGCAUGGUCAAAAUUAUUAUCUCAAAAGCCCUUUAAAUCGAGUUAUAACAUCUCACUUCUGCAUCCCUUAAAUUGCUGAAUUAUGAUUCAACAGACUUCAUAGAAGAGCCUGAUUCCUCCCCCCUCCCCUUUACAUAUUUCAAGUUUUAUGUUUCUUUCCAUUAAAGCUUCCAACCUUUCUCAGACGUAUUUAGUUUGGCAAAAGGAGUAAUGUUGAGUCAUGGAAAAGAUUUGAGAAUGAGCUACUGAAAAUGUAUCUAAUUUCUCUUUGUGUAAUUUAGGAGCAGGCAAUGGAUAAGUGGGUAGAAUCACAAAGUAACAAGUGGUUGUUGGGGGGGGGGUUCAGUCUUCAACCCUACUUAAAUUUGAUGGCCCAAAUGUAGCCUUUCAAAAAUCUCUAGGCUAGUGCUUCAUUUUCUCUAAAUUAGAUAGUGUGUGUAUGUUCUUUAAACACCAAGAGAUUAAAUUCUCUUGUUUUUGAUAGGGGUGAUGUUGCCACUGCUUAAGCUGAAUCUCAAACUCUGCAGUUCAGUGUUACAUCAGUGCCGUGCUUGGAGCAGGUCCCACUGUGUUCAGAGAGGCUUUCUUCUGAGUAUACAUGCAUAGUGUCAGUCCUAAGCGCACUUUGGAAACCAGUGGGAUUCCCUUCUGAGUUAACAUAGUAAAGUGGUUUCUGUCUCUUGCAAUCAGAAUGACAGAACCUCUGCAUAAUUCCUCAGACCAGUCCAAUGUAUUUGGGGGUGUCUAGAAAUGGAGCUCUAAGGGACGCGGGUGGCACUGUGGGUUAAACCAUAGAGCCUAGGACUUGCCAAUCAGAAGGUCGGCAGUUUGAAUCCCCACGACGGGGUGAGCUCCCAUUGUUCGGUCCCUGCUCCUGCCAACCUAGCAGUUCGAAAGCACGUCCAAGUGCAAGUAGAUAAAUAGGUACCGCUCCGGCGGGAAGGUAAAUGGCGUUUCCGUGCGCUGCUCUGGUUCGCCAGAAGCGACUUAGUCAUGCUGGCCACAUGACCUGGAAGCUGUACGCCGGCUCCCUCAGCCAAUAAAGCGAGAUGAGCGCCGCAACCCCAGAGUCGGUCACGACUGGACCUAAUGGUCAGGGGUCCCUUUACCUUUACCUUUAGAAAUGGAGCUCAACAUUUUUGUGGAUUCAGGGCUGUAAGCCCAACAAUUUUUGGCAGUUCUAGGGUGCAAUCACUGUCUAUUCACCUCAUUUAAAGAAAACAUGAGGGGAAAGAAGCCUCAGGCUUGCCUGUUGUCUGUUGCUUGUCUGCCAAUUAGCCCUAAAGCAUCUUCCUAUAACACUCACUGGGUUCUCUCACUGCGAGAAGUGAAGUUACAGGGAAUCAGGCAGAGGGUCUUCUUGGCAGUGUCACCUCCCUGUGGAACACCCUCCCAUCAGAUGUCAAGGAGCUAAAGAACUACACAAGUUUUAGAAAACAUCAGAAGGCAGACCUAUAUCAUGAAGUUUUUAAAGUUUGAAAGCAGCUCAGAGUGGCUGGGGAAACCCAGCCAGAUGGGCAGGGUAUAAAUAAUAAAAUUAUUAUUACUAAUAUUAUUAUUAAUUACUACUACUACUUCUACUACUACUCCUCAGGGUUCAGCUGUAAAUAUUUUUUCUUAGUUCAGUUUUCAUCAGUGGAUUGAUAUUUACUUAUUUAUGCCUAUUUCUAAGCUGCCUUUCAGGGAGUUUCUUUUUUAAAAAAUAGAAAUUUAAAACAUCAGAAACAUGUUUUGUCAUGAUUGAUCUCUUUGUCUAAUGCAGAGGUGGAAAACCCCAUAACAGCCCCAUAUGUUGUUCAGCCCCAUGUUUGUGGACCCCUGCUCCCCAAUAGUUUCUACCAGCCUGGCCAAUGAUUAGGGAGAAUGGGAACAUCUGGCAACAUCUGGAGGCUGCAUGGUCCCCUUCCCUGGUCUAAUGUCGUAUUGAAAAUAUUUUAUAUUCACUUAUGCGGCAAUCCUAUAGACCAAAAGUCAUUUUAUUGUCAUAUUAUAUGGCUCUUCCCCCAACCCCAAUGAUCUUCAGGACAACAACCUAUCUACAACACAAAAUGGCCACAGCACCUUCACACAUCUACAGUUUCUUAAGAUUCCUUUGGGAAACCUAAACUUGUUCAAACCUGGUUUAGGAUAGUAAUGUAGAUGUGAUCCAAGUAACAAUAAUAGGCCCUACAUAAAGAGUCCUGUCCUGGUCGAAGGCUUCCAACAGGCCACUGUGAGAAUAGGAUUCAGGGCUCUUCUUGAAUGAAAGCAAAUGAGUUCAUCACUAUGUGGAAGACAGACAGCUGACUGAAGUAAACAAAAAGCUGGUUGAGGAUAAGGUUUCAUUGAAGUUUAAGCCAAUUCAAGAGUGCAAAGUCUCUCAGACUGCUGCCUUUCCGUUUUACUUUUUCCUUUGAGGUAAUAUACAACUGCUCCAAGGAUAACCCCACUGCCUGACCUCCUCUGAACUGGAAACUGGAAAUGCUAAUUGCUGUGGUUGCAAUUUCCAAACCAGUGGUGUGGGCCAGAAACUGUACUAAUUUAGUCCCAUCUUCCCAUUUUGUAAUAGUUAUAUUCUUCAAAAAUGACAGAAAGGGAGAAAAUGAGAGAGAUUUAUGUCAGCAAUGAGUAAAUAAGUACGCAGUCCCUUUACUUUACAUGCCUUUGCAAUUCAUAUCUCACUCGGACCAUUUUGGAUCUAGUUUGUUCUCUUGUCACUAUAGUAUCUUAUCACUUUCAGUUAGAGUAAUGAAAUCUCAUGCCACAUGUAUUGAUAUAUAUUAUCAGUGUUCCCUGGCUGGGUCUUAUAUACCUUGAUGAAGUGCUGUGAUUGGCCACUGAGUUAAUUGUAAUCCUAUGCUGCACUGUGGUGUCGGGUCAGAGAAGAAGUAAAUAGAGGGAGAGGCUGGAGAAACCCUUUGUGAGGAAAGGUUACAAAAGACAGUGGGGGAGUGGGGCGUAUGCAGGGCAUGAUAGAGAUACCCAGUGUGGAGAAACUGGAUAGAUAAUUUUUCUCUGUCUCUCAUAAUGCGAGACUGUGGAGAACAGACAAAAGACUUAUUCUCACAGUGCAUAGUUAAACUAAGGAAUUUGCUGUCACAAUAUGCAAUGGUGGGCCACCAAUUUACGGUAGAUGGCUUAAAAGGGGGAUUAGAAAAAAUCACAAAGGAUAAAGCUAUCAGUAGAUACUAGUCUAUAUGUUAUAUCCAGCACCAAGUUGGCAGCUAUGGAACAGGAAGCUGAACUAGGUAGAUCUUUGGUCUGAUCCAGCAGGCCUCUUAAGUUAUCUCUUGAGAAACUCCAUUUUCCACAAGAGACUUUUAACUUACACCACCUUUUGUUACAGGUAUAAUGUUAUACCACCAUCAGGGAUAGAACCAACUACUAAGCAAACAUGAACACCUGUGUUGAGAACAACACCCAUUCCACCCCUUCAAAUGCACUUAGCUCUGCUAAAUUUUUAUCCUUUUACUGCAGGACACCCACUCUCAUAGUUUGCACAAGUGUUAGUCAUCACUGCAAAGGGUUCACAACACUGGUGCAUUUUUCCCCAUAGGGAAACCGCUGGUGCAAGGGAGUUUAGGAGCAAUUCUAUCAUAGAUGGCUAUCCUGUGCCAGGUCCUGCUAAUUUUGUGUCUUUUGUACAUAACUGUACAAAAUAAAUGCUCUUUUAGUCUUUAGCUAUGCAUUGUGGCAUUAUUUUACUGUUGUUUUAUUAUUUAGUACUCUAUAUUAAAUUUGUAUACUGCUCUAUACCCGUAGAUCUCAGGGUGGUCCAGAACAUAUAAUAUGUUGCAGUAAUCUAACUUAGAGGUUACCAGAGCAUAGACAUCAGUAGUUAGGCUUUCCCUGUCCAGAUAAGGGCACAGCUGGGCCACCAGCUGAAGUUGAUGGAAGGCAUUCCACGCCACUGAGGCCACCUGAGCAUCAAGUGACAGCAAAGUAUCAAUGAGUUCCCCCAAGCUAUGUACCCACUCCUUCAGAGGGACUGUAACCCCAUCAAGAGCAAGCAACCUCCCAGCCAUCUGAUCUAGGGAACCACCCACUAUCAGUGCCUCAGUCUUAUCUGGAUAGAUCUUCAGUUUGUUGGCUCUCAUCCAGUCCAUUAUUGAAGUAAGAUGACAGUCCAGAACAUCCACUGCCUCCCAUGCAGGUGUACAGGAGAAAGAAGUAGAGCUGUGUGUCAUCAGCAUAUUGCUGACAACAUACUCCAAACCUCUGGAUAACCCCACUCAUGUAGAUGUUAAACAGCAUGGGGGAUAAAAUCGAACCCUGUGAACCCCACAUUGAAGGCUCCAUGGGGCUGAAAACACUCCCCAAGCAACAGCCCUGGGGAAAGUCCACCCAAGUAGGACUGGAACCACCGCAAAGCGGUGCUACCCACUCAGAUUGCAGCUCCAGAAGGAUACUAUGGUUCAUGGUACCAAAAGCUGCUAAGAGGUCGAGGAGAAUUAACAGGAAAACAUUUUCUCUCCUCACAGAGGUGACCAAAGCAGUUUCUGUGCUAAAACCAGGCCUAACCCCGAUUGUAAAUAACUGGUUCAAAUAAUAUUUUGGUGAAAAUUAUAGUGCCAUCUUCUACUGUGUGGUGUGUGUCUUUUCUUUGAUUUCCGAAAGCUCUGAUUAUUGCUUUCACGAAAGCGGCUGUACAUUUCUCCUGUUACUAAAGUCCUGAUGAACAAACAAGGGCGAUGCCAGGAAGUUUUAUGUGUUUGAUUCAAAUGCAUGUCCUCCCAAAGAUCAUCGAUGAGUCAAAACAGAUGAAUCUUAAAGAUGUCAAAACAGAUUUAAAUUUUAAAAUAAAUCCAAUUUGAUGGCACUAUUAGCAAUCAAGUAAUAGACAACAGAUUUUUAUUUCAAAUCGUUCUUUUUUUAGAUUAUGACACAAACAGAGGCCACCCAGUUUAAAUUAAAACAGGGGGUGUAAUUCCCAAAAAUGCAACUACAGUGGUACCUCGGGUUCCAUACGCUUCAGGUUAUAGACUCCGCUAACCCAGAAAUAGAACCUUGGGUUAAGAACUUUGCUUCAGGAUGAGAACAGAAAUUGUGCUCCGGUGGCGUGGUGGCAGCAGGAGGCCCCGUUAGCUAAAAUGGUGCUUCAGGUUAAGAACAGUUUCAGGUUAAGAAUGGACCUGCGGAACGAAUUAAAUACUUAACCCGAGGUACUACUGUAUAGUUGCUCAGGACAGAUGUCUCAAAGAUGUUAGAGAGGCAGGGUUACUGGACAACAGGUGAUUAGCAAAUUAGAAUAUAUAUAUAUAUAUAUAUAUAUAUAUAUAUAUAUAUAUAUCUCAUACUAUUCCAUACUGUUAGUCUUGUAGGGGUAAAUAAACAUGUGACAAAAAGGUUUAACUUAUCUUGAGCUUCAUAUUAUGCAGGCCACAGUCAAACUUUGAAACUGUAUGACUCAUUCUAUACAGGUAGCGAUGGGGGAGAAAUUCAAUUCAGUUUGCAUUUAAAGGCAAAACUACUUAAUCCACACUUUCUGUAACAAUAUGAGAACCAAAACACAGCCAUCAUUUGAACUUUGCACUGCUCUGAAUUUUGUGAUGCAGUUCUCCAACCAAAGUUCUCCGACCAAAAAAUAAAAUAAAAUGCAUAGGUUGGGGAGAAUAUCCAUAAAAUGCAUAUAGCAUACAAAAAUGCACUAUAUUAGGGAAGUUGCUUGUGUGUGUGUGUGUGUGUGUGAACACUGCAUACAAAAAGGUAUUUAUUAGCAAAAAUUCACACUAAUAUAUUGACAAAUUUUCAUGAUUUGAUUUUUUCCCCAUCCCACAAAUUGCUGCAGAAAAAUGUGGAGAACCAGAUCUUAGAUUAGAAAAAUGGGAAACUGAGAGGAUCAAAGUUGAUUCUCAAUCCAUCCCUAUAUACAAGCAUAAAUUAAAAGUCAGAAACUUCCUGAUGGAGAGGAACAUAGAGUGGACAGCUUAAAGGUCUGACAAUGUUAAUGAUGAGGGCAAGAAAAGAUCUACACAAAGUCAGUACAGUAUCUACACAGCUACCAAAUAGGGAUCUGUGCAAGGCACGCAUGCCAUGGUUAAGAGGGGGAAAAAAUGGGCUGAAAAGGAGGCUAACUCAUUUGACUGUUCUAUACAAAACUUCCAAGGAAACUGAAAGCUUAUGAGUGUCACCCUACUGAGCCAAUAUGAUGCCACUGGCCUCGUCCAAUAAAAGCUUUCAUUGGAUGGAACAUUAGUUGAAGUGUAUAUUCUCCAAACAUUAGUACAGUCGUAUUCAGAAGUCAAACAGAAUCCGUUCCGGAAGUCCGUUCAACUUCCAAAACAUUUGACUUCCAAAACGCGACUUCUGCAGCCAAUCGGAAGCUGCAGAAGCCCCGUUGGAUGUUCGGCUUCCUAAAGAACGUUUGAAAACCGGAACAGUCACUUCCUGUUUUGAUCGUUCUGGAGCCGGAACGUUCAACUCCCAAGGCGUCGGGAGCCGAGGUAUGAGGGAACCUCAAAUGAGCUAGCAUAGCUUAGGGCUGCUUUAUGAUUUGUCUAGAACUGGCUGUUCUCUCAGCUGGUCAGAUUUUUGAAGACAAUUGUAGAUUAUUAGAUUAUUGUCAAGUUAGUUCACAUUUCUGUUUUUCUGCCACCAGAAAUUGACGUUCUCUCAGAUCUUUUAACACUUUUUGAGACCCAGAAUCCAAAUAUGUAUUGCACCCUUUUGAUUACUUCACUGCAUGCACCCUUAGCUUUUCAAAAUUUGACUGCUCCUCAGUAUUAUCCAGGCUAGGUGUUUAAAGCAGAUAGGUUUAUUGCUAGCUACUGAAUCAUCAGCAAUUGUCCUACUUGAACUUCAAGAUACACCAGUCACGUAAAAAAGAGAGAGAGAGAGAGAGUAAGGGCUGACCUAAAGAUUUGACUUCCUGUCACACAGAGCAUCCAAAUACACUUAAAAUGAAUCUUCUGACAAGAAUAUGAGAGGCAUUCAAUGAAAACUAAUAAUUCAUGACAUGACUUAAAAAUAAUGAUUGCUGAAACUGAAGGGACAUAUAGUCUGCAUUUGCAUUUUAAAAAUUAACAAAGGUUACUCAGGGUUCCAAGUGCUGGCUUUUCCUAGAAAUUUAGUUAUUCCUCUUUUUUAAAAACAACCCACAAAUUGGGAUUCAAAGUACACAAACAACAGGAAACUGUAAGAACAAUCAAAAUCCAUUCAACUACACUUAAUGCAAGUUUUCUGGCAUAAUGCAUGUUUUAUAAGGUGAUUCAUAUCUUCUUCACUGAACAUUAAAAAUACCAGGUAAGGAGCGUUCUGCCACUGUGGUAAAGUGUCUUUUGUCCUCGUGACUUGGAGAAGCAAGAAUAGGUAUAAUUUGAUUGGCUGAUGCCAGCAACAGAUGCUAUUUUAGUGCCAGAGAGCAAAGUUAAAUGCAGACAUACCAUUUUGCAAGCAAAAGAUCACUCUGAUAAGUGAUUUGCAUGCUUGUAUGCAUGGAGAACAUGAUGAUGAUGAUGAUGAUAAAUUUUAUUUAUACCCCCCCUCCCCAGCCAGAGCUGGGCUCAGGGCAGCUAACACCAGUAAAAUCACAAUAAAAACAUAAUGGGGGGGGGGAACAAUUUAAAAUAUGGGUUAAAAUACAAUUUAAAAUGCAGCCUCAUUUUAAUAGUAGCCCAUAGUUCAAAACCAUAAGGGGAGGGAAACAUAAGGUCAGGCUGAGUCCAAACCAAAGGCCAGACAGAACAGCUCUGUCUUGCAGGCCCUGCGGAAAUAUGUCAAGUCCCACGGGGCCCUAGUCUCUUGUGACAGAGUGUUCCACCAAGUUGGGGCUAGUACUGAAAAGGCCCUGGCCCUAGUUGAGACUACUCUAACCACCUUGCGACUUGGGACCUCCAAAGUGUUGUCAUUUGUGGACCUUAAGGUCCUCUGCGGGGCAUACCAGGAGAGGCGGUCCCGUAUGUACAUGAGUCCUAGGCCGUAUAAGAGGAAGUCCAGCAUAUUUGAGUUGUGUGCAUAUCCACAGUUUCCUAUGGGGAAUGAAAAUGUAUACUGAAUUUCUAGAAGUAAGAAAUUUAUUGGACUCACACUUAGAGACGCUGCCAAAGAAGGGUGUGUCAUGUGCUGCUACCUGCCCUUUUGACUUUUGGCAUGUCCAGAGUGCACCCCUGGAAUUGUCUCAGCAAUGUAACUUGCUUAUCUUAAGAGCAUAUACUAAGAGCAUAAGAACAUAGAAACAUAAGACAAGCCCAACUGGAUCAGACCAAAGGCUUACCUAGUGCAAUAUCCUGUUCCUCACAGAGGCCAACCAGAUGCAUCUAGAAAGACUGUGAAAUUGCCCCCUGACUCUCCCACCCUUGUUCCCCAGCGACUGAUAUUCAGGGGUUUUCUAUUUAACUCUGCAAAAAAGAAAAGAAAACAGUUUGUGGGAAAGCAAGUUAUGCACCUUUUGUUUUAAAUGAUAUUCAGACGCAAGAAUCAUUUUUAGAAUUUGUCCCAACUGUAAAAUGUAGCCUUUCAAUUUGUCCUGAGGGAUUAAAAAGAUGUAAAAUUAUAUUCCUUACUGGAUCAAUGGUCUAAGCAUAGACCCUUAAGCCAGUGUGUCAGUGGUUUGAAAACUGAAACAGUACACAAGAGGCAAUUAGGAAGGAAAAAUGUGUGGGUAGAGAGUUGGAGUCACAUAAUACUAAAUCAUGAAAAUAACUACUAACAUUCCCACUGAAAUUACAUUUUUGAUCAUGGCUUUCCUGCAUCAUAUGCGUACAAUGUCAACAGAUGAAACAGUGUCAAAUGACAGCUUUGCCAGAAAAAAAAAUUAUCCAUUGGUGUGCUGUCCAGGCCAGCACUAUGUGUAAGGAAUAUCUUAUAUGAAACUUAUUAUACCAGCUCACCUUAGAAUUCUGUAAUAGAAUCUACUGAGGGAGUAGAUUAUUGCCCAGCUUCCAUGUAAACAGUGAGAAAUCUACUCAGUGACCCCAGUUCACUGAAAUUUCUGGAAAACAACAAUGCAGGUUUGGAAGGGCCAUGCUUGAGCAUGAAGAGAAAUAUACUGAAUGCUUUUAAAGAUAUAAAAUUCCUAGAACUGUUGGAAAGACUCUUGCAUGUGAACCCUCCCGUCCAAGUUGCUCAAUAGUGUGACUCCAGUCGAGGAGGCUGACAUCAGACUCUUGUGUAACCCAUGAGCACAGCAAUGCCAGUUUUGCAAACACAUUCCGUAAUUUUAAAAUCUCACCAACGUGUUAUAUAUAGUUCAAGGUAGUUUUCCGAAGUAUGAACUCACUUGUGUGCAGAGUUACUUCCUCUUUAUUCAAAGGAAAGAGGCAAUAUAAAGAACGUAGUCAGGGGCAAUAGAGCUUCCACAAAAAGGGUUCCAUCUGUUUGCAGAAGAGCUGGCAACCCAGAUGCUCCUGGAAGGGGAGGAGAUUUGUCUCCAAUUCCUCCUUCUGCUUCCCAUGCCAUUCUGGAGAGUCUUCCACUCUCCUAAAGUAAAUGAUAGCAGGCUGCAGUGGGAAAAGAAAUCAAUGGCAAUCACUUUCCUUUUUCCGCGAGUAAAAGGUUCUGUGAGUGGAACUCUGCUUCUGGAAUCUCAGAAACCAUCCUGUCAUAUUUGUGGCAAGCAGACUUUUUUUGCUCAAAGGAAUAAUUUCAUUUAUUGCAGGUGCAUCAGUAUAGCAGGCAGAGUUCCAUAGUAGGUGCUAAUGGAACAGAUGAGUGGCUUUUCCCACAAUAUCUAGGAUUCCAAGUCUCUUUCCCUGGAGUUCUUCAUGUCUGAAAGUUGUUGCAUCCAAUUUGAUUAUACAUUGUACUUGUGAUAGCAUAGUGUUUCAGCAAUUGGCAUGUGUUUUGUAUUCUGCUCAUCUCUGCCACUUACUUUAUUACUUAGAUACAGUUCAUACAUAACCUGACUGCCCAAUCUCUCCCAUGGUGAAGGAGUAGGAAUAUGUCCCUCUCCUCCCAGAGUCACUUCCUCCCAUAGUGUAUGACACAACGGCUGCAUGUACAUCAUAUUCACCCUCACUUUACUUGCAAUCUCAACAUGUUUUAGAAAAUCCCCAUAAGUUGGGUUCUUCCCUGUGAUUCUGUAUAACCACUAGGGAUGGAGGAGAAAUCAAUUCACACUUUCUGAAAAAAAUACACAAACAGAAGCACAUCCAUCCUUCAAAAUCUGCACUUCUCUGAAUUUUGCAAAGCAGCUCUCUAGCCAAGUAAUGUGUACAAAACUGCACAUAUUAGGGUAACUUGUGCAUAAAAGCACAUGUAUUAGUGAAAAUAACAUACAAAAAUGUGUUAUGUAGAAGAAGGCCUCUUUGCAAAAAAGUGUAUGUUAGGCACAAUUGCACACAAGCAUAUACGUUAGGAAAAAUUCACACUAAAAUCCUUAUGAAAUUUUAUUUAUAUAUAACUCUAACUCUUACUCUACCUAACUACACACACACAUAUAUAUAACAAAGGGAUGUACAAAUGUGGAGAACUGAACAUCAAUCUGGAAAAAUUAGAAACAAAAACUGAAAGAUUCAUCCAUCCCUAAUUACCACACAAGUGAUUUGAGAGAGCUCCCAAAAUAAUGUUUUUGGGGUCCAACUCAAAGCUGGAGACAAUUUUCUAGGGGGAGUUGCAAGCAGCAAAAUACAAAUACAGAGACAUUUUCCACUUCCAUUAUAAAAUUAAAUUUCUGACUUCCAAAUUAGAGUGCUUUCUGAAUAAAGGCAGAGCUCAUUACCUCAGCCAAAUUUGAGUGGCCCAAUGAUGCCAGGUGGUCCUGAGAGUUUGGCUGAGGAACAGGCCUUAAGUGACUAAGCACGUGGUGAACAGUAUAGUUCAAAAGUAUUGUAUAGAGGUGUUUGCUAGUGGUGGUAACUAAGGAAGGGACUGUGGGGGACUAGAAAGCACAUGAGGGAUUCUUCAGAAAAGUAUGGGAUUUGCUCCAAAUAGAUCUUAACAUGAUGUUGCGACCUCAGUUGCUUCUCCUGUAUUAGAAUGGAAGUGCCAUAUCACUGCUACUCAAUCUUCAGCCAGUACAAUGUCUGACAUGGAAGCUUACAACCUGAACUCAUAAAUUAAGAAUGUCUACUCUAUUAAAUGACUUCUAUAAUUAUUGCCAGCUUCAGCACUGAAAUGUAAGCAAAUAGGUUUGUAUGCCUGAAAUGCUGUGUUCUUUUUACAGCAAAUCAGUUUGGAUGAUAUUCUAGAUCUUUGCCAGAUGUGACAAAGGAACACUGAAGCCCAAAGCUUGCUUAUCCUUAAAUCACCCCUCUCACUCCUUUCCCCCUCACACACACACACUCCCCAAAGUGGGGAGAGAGAAAGAUUUGAAUUCUGAUCUUUCAAGAUAAAUAUUAAUUUUUAAAGCUCUGCUGACCCUUAUUACAUUAAAAUCAGUAUGAGUAGAUUUUAAAAUGCUGGCGCUAAGAACAUAAAACCUUUCCUAAGUCCCGAUUAUCAGCACAAAAGACCUAAUGUAGUGACGUCACCUUGGAAAGAAGGCAAGGAUAAUCUCCUGCUCAUUGCCACAUUAUUGAGGAACUGAGAGUAUUUCUGAUGAAUACACCUCUCGGCUCAUACAUAUGCUUAAUUAGGAUUGACUUGGAACAGGAUUGACGGUGCACAGAUGGAACAAGUUACGGAUUGUAUAAGCGGCAAUGUCUCUGGUUUUCAGCGUGGUUAAGUGUCUUGUCUUCCUACUGUACUGCAACACUUUCCAAGCAUUUUUGAAUAUUUAACAAGUCUCCAAUGGUGAUUUCCUCCAGAACCAGAUGUCGGCUUUGCAACUUUCUGCAGUAUAAAGUUGACAGAAAAGGGUGGGGGGAGGAAUGGAGGGAAAGAGGCACAGAUGCGAGACGGCAAUCCUAAUCACACUUGCUAACGAGAAGCUCCACUAAAUCGCAUGGGGAAUUACUUCCAAGCAAAUGUGCACAGGUUUACACCGUCAGUGCUAAGUAAGAAUAUGAUGGUUCCUAGUGUCACAUUAUUUAUUUGUUGUAAUUCAAUAUAUACUAAUAAGCUGUAUUGUGGUUUGUUACACCUGCAUAUUGAAGGUGCAGAUGGGAUUCCAGAUUGCACUACUCUUCCUGAUUGCAUGCCAACCACAACAUUUUGUUUGCUCCUUAUCAGCAUUCUUUAGUCAACCUUUAAUUGCUGGAAAUUCUUUAAAAAGAUGAAAAGGUGGUGGGAAAGCCUUCCAAAGAUUGCAAUUUAUUUUUAAUGGCCUGCUGUCUGACUGCUAGAGGGAUAAACAACAUUACACAGAAUGCAGCAGCCAACAGCUCCAUUUCCAGAAAGUUAUUAAUAAUUGUGAAGAGAUCCAGUGACGUGCAGCAGAAACUAGGCUCAGACAGUUGGCAUGGGGGGGGGAUAGCGGUGAUGGCAAAUGCUUAUAACCUUUCCUUUGUUUUGGCAAAAGUGCUCAUCUCUCUACAUCUACUUGCAAGUUGGGAAAUGCGGGGAAAAUAUUUGUUUACUUAUUCAAGAAUUAUAGAUGCAUUAGCCACAAUACUGAAUCAGGCAUGUGCCCUAUGGCUCAUAGGGCUGUCAUCUGAGUGCAAGGCUCCCUUUCAGCUUCUAGGGGUACCAAUGGGAAACCCAGAUCAAGGCACGAGGUGCAAACUGGAUAGAGUUUUAUUUUGUCUGGGUAGCAUCAAACAUCCCUACUCUAGCAGCUCUAGUGUGUUUGUGGAGCUUUCCAUGUUUAUGUGUAUUAAUCUAUGUCAAGGAUGGGCAGGGACAUUCUAAGGAGUUGGUUAGGUUGGCCCCCACCAAGGGCGCAGGCUCAGGGAGGCACAAAAAUUGUGCCUCUGGCUCAGAGUGGCUAGUAGCCCGCUCGUCUCCCCAUCUGCAUGCUCCCUAGGGCGCUCCUACACUGCUCUGGGCAGCCAGAUGAAGCAUGCAGCUUCCUCUGGGCAUCUUGGCAGAGGAAUUUGGUCACUGGUUUGGGCCAACACAGCAGCCCCCCAGUGCCCCCUCCCCAGUUGGCUGGCGGCACUGUUAGAAAUGUGAGCAGAGUGCUCAGGGAAGAAAGAUGAGAGAGCGAGCAAGAGUUGCAGGAGGAUGAAAGAAGGGAGGGAGGGAGGGAGGGAGGGGGCAGAAAGGAAGGCAGCAAGUGGAGAGAGGCAAUCAGGCAGGCAGGCAGAUGGAAGAGGAGGAGGAGGGGAAGAGUGGAGCAGACCCUGAUGACCAUGGAGGAAGUCACUGGAGGAGCACGAAAGGCGACGAAAAGCAAACUUUUUUCCCGUUUUUGGUCCAUAGUCUGUCCCAGCUUUGGAGGGGCCGAUAUGUCUUCUUGCCAAGAGCACAGGGGAGCCUAGGUACACCUCUGAGAGUGGGGAACAUGUAACCCUCCAGAUACUGUUGGACUACACCUCUCAUCAUCCCUUACCAUUGGGUCACGCUGGCUUGAGCCAAUGGGAGUUGGAGUUCACCAACUUCUGCGGUGCCACAGGUUCUCCAACCCUAAUCUUUUUCUCAUUCUCUUCCAUGAGCCUGGGAAUGUUCCUUGGAUGCCAGGGUGGUUCACAAUUAAAUGAGUGGAUUAUUCCAGGGCAUAAUUAUCAGGACAGCCCCUCCAUGCAGAAGUUCUAAGAGCACAUCAGAGCCCUCCGGGAUUUGGAUCGUGCCUUCAUUAGAAGUUAUAAUUUAUAAUGAGUGUUACAUCUACUUAUUCUCAGGAGGCCUCUCCUUUGUUUCCGACUUAGCUAAAGCUUCAGAGUCCUGCUGUGUGUCAUGCUAAACACAGAUGCAAUACGUUCAAGGUUCAGUCGCCAGCUUUUCCAGGUAGAGUUGAGAAAGACUCCUGACUGAAAUCCUGGAAAGUCACUGGCCAGUUUCAUCUUUCAGAAAAAGCAGGUACACAGUGCACCAAUCAGGACUGGGGUCACAGGGAAGUUGGCUUAACUCUUUCCUGUACUCAGUUUUACCCACUGAAAAUCCCCACCACUUGUUAUUUCUUCCAAAGGUGCUGUUAGAAUAACGUGUAGCUCACCCCCUCAAUCUGUACUAGGUAAAGGUAAAGGGACCCCUGACCAUUAGGUCCAAUCGUGACCGACUCUGGGGUUGCGGCGCUCAUCUCGCUUUAUUGGCCAGGGAGCCAGUGUACAGCUUCCAGGUCAUGUGGCCAGCAUGAUUAAGCCACUUCUGGUGAACCAGAUCAGCACACGGAAACGCCGUUUACCUUCCCGCCGGAGCAGUACCUAUUUAUCUACUUGCACUUUAACAUGCUUUCGAACUGCUAGAUUUGCAGGAGCAGGGACCGAGCAACGGGAGCUCACCCCAUCGUGGGGAUUCAAACUGCCGACCUUCUGAUUGGCAAGUCCUAGGCUCUGUGGUUUAACCCACAGCGCCACCCAUGCCCCCAAUCUGUAUUAGCAUCACAAAAUGUAAUAUGGGAAGUCGUCCUGACUGUGAUCUGUCAUGGUAUCAUCCUGAGAGAUGCCCAAAAGAUAAAAUGUGUGUUCAGGUGUUCAUCUGAACAUGUGUGAGCUAAAACUGGGGAUGGGGGACAUAGGUAUGCAUACAAGCUCCACACCCCAGCAGCCUGGUACUCCUCUCUCAGUCCCCAGCAACAACUCCCAUCAGCCCCAGACAUUUGGGCUGGUGAAGGCCGACAGUUAAGGAAGUGGUACAUUUCUAAAUAACCUAUUCAACCGUCCCCAAAAACCCUUUGUGUGCUUGUAUUUGAAGGAUGCCAUUGAAACACCAAACUGCCUUAUCUCACAGGAAUGGCAGGUGCUCCACACUUCCACAGACUGAAUCCUUCCACUUUAAGGAUGACAGGGCUACUGGGCAAAAAAAAUAUGACUCCAAACAGUCAAGAACAACACGGCUAGUGACCUCUUCUCUAAACAGUGCAGUGAAAAGCUGUGACAGAAUAAUGUGGGCAGAGCCAGGAAGGUGCCAAGACUGAUUACACAAUAAUCCUAUCAUUAUACAUGUAUGAACUUUAUUCCCUUUCUUCGUUCUGCAAUACUUUUACAGCAGUCGCUUUCCACUUACUUAGGGUUUAAUUUGAAGGGAAAGGAGGUGAAGACUCUUCUUCAUAUACUGCAUAGUAGGAUUCAAAUACCGUCUAUUCUAUUGUGGACCAAAUGUCUUGAACAGUGUUAUUAUUGCAUUUAUUAUUUUUUAGCCUCAUAUUUCCUUUCAGGAGCUUAGGCUGGGUAGACAGGGUAGACAGACUUCAGACUUGUUAAAUCUACUUUGCUUUUUAUUAGAACCUGAAGUGUUUGAACAACAUGCACUUUGCAACAUUUGAGAAGUGGUCUUCCUCAGUUAUGAGAAGGGCCAUAGCUCAGUGGUAGAGCACAAGUCUUGCAUACAAAAGGUCCCAGGUUCAGUUCCAAAGCAUCUCCAGGUAGGAUGGUGAUGGACCUCUUUCUGGAAUCUUGUAGAGCUAUUAUCACCAUAAACCAGAGGUUGGAAGCCUAUGAUCCUCAAGGGUUUGUUGGACUUCCAGCAGCCCACAUGGCACAGCCUACAUGGCCAAUGUCUCAGGAAGAUGGGAGCAGGAAGAUGGGUCCAACAACAUCUGAUGGACCACAGGUUAACUACCCCUGGAAUGGGCAAUGCUUAACUAGACGGCAUCUCCCCAUCUUUCACACCUCUCAGCUUUCUGAGCCAUGGAUCCAUACUGAUCAAAUCAGUUACUAGACUGGGGAGUGAUAACUGCCCCCUCAGCACACUGUCACAGCUUGUAGCAAUAUUGCAAACCAUUAAAGGGCAUUUCCAUGCUGAUACAUUACAGUUAGCAAACAGUAAUGUUACAUGAUCAUACAUGUACAUCAGGGUUGGAGAACCUAUGAACUUCCAGAGGUGGUUGGACAACAGCUCCCAUCAUUCUCAGCCAGCUGAUGGUCACAGGUGAUGGGUGUUCGCUUGUAUGUAUGUAUUAUUAUCAUUAUCUAUGUAUUACCUGCCCUCCACCCUAAGGUCCCACGGUGAGUUACAGCAUUAAAACACAAUAUUAAAACAACUUGCAAUCAUAAAAAUGUAGCCCAACAACACCUGGAGGGCCACAGGUUCCCCACUCCUGAUAUACAUAAUGCACAGUAGUGACAUAGGGCAUACCAGGAGUAAAAUGGGGGUGGAACAAGGCAUUGUUCACCUAUCCACUUUACAAAUUGGUUUUUAACCAAUAGGGACAUGACUAUGUCUCUGUGCAGACCUACACAAUGUAGUUGAAAUAUAACAACAACAUACAGGCAGUACAGUAAGGUGGAUGCUCCACUCCAUUAGUCAUGGAAACCACAGUGCAAGUCAAUCCUUACUGAGUCACUGCUAUGCAAAUCUUUCAGAAUUAGAAAUUAUAAGGAGCUGCGGCCUUAUAUUGAGGCUCCUUACAUAUUAACCCACCUACAAUGUCAUUGGGCGGGUGUAGAUGCAGCCACCCCACUGCUGGGACCACCUACAUCUGUUUCGAAAUGGACACACUGCAAUGAGCUUUUAUUUUUGGCAUGAAUCCAGCUUCCCACGAAGUACUUCCUCAGAGGAAAAAAUAUGCAAUACAGUGGUACCUCGGGUUAAGUACUUAAUUCGUUCCGGAGGUCCGUUCUUAACCUGAAACUGUUGUUAACCUGAAGCACCACUUUAGCUAAUGGGGCCUCCUGCUGCCGCCACACCGCCAGAGCACGAUUUCUGUUCUCAUCCUGAAGCAAAGUUCUUAACCCGACGUAAUAUUUCUGGGUUAGCGGAGUCUGUAACCUGAAGCGUAUGUAACCUGAAGCAUAUGUAACCCGAGGUACCACUGUAUGUCUAGAUUGUAUGUAGACUAUGUAGAACCAAAUAAGAAAACUGAAUAAAAUGUUAUGUGUAUGCAACCCGAGUCAGACCAUUGGUCCAUCUUGCCAUCUACACUGAGUGGCAGUGCACUAUAGGAUUUCAAUUAAAGGCCUUCCUGGGGAUGCCAAGGAUUGAACCUGAGACCUUCUGCAUGCAAUGCAGAUGAUCUACCACUGAGUCACAAUCCCUCACCUCGAAGACUGAAAAACUUUGGGAAAAACAUCACACAAUCAGACUUCACCCCCGCCCCAGUGGGGUACACAAAGUACAUUCACUAUGUAGGUAAAUUCUAAAACAAAGGUUUGGCACUUUCAAAUAAAUAUAGGGAUGUUUUGACCAGGCAAAGAAAAUUUUGCGUGGAAACAUUAUUCUUUUCUAGAUCUAGCUUCAGCGUGAUCCAGCUUUUCUAUAAUUUAUGAUGUUUGUUUAAUCCAGAGUUUGAAUCCAAUGAAACAAAGGAAAGAACAGUUGCCAAUUAAAAAAUAAUAAAGUACUGCUGAGAAACAUCUUUAAAUGUUCUUAGGAUUCAUGUCAAACUCUCAGAAAACUUGGACUGGAAAUAGUGCAAGAAAGGAAUUACUAUGAUUACUUUAGAAGCCUAACUGUAAGGGAAAACUGAAUUUAUUGAACAUUAAAAAGACUAACAACUGAAAGACCAACAAAUACGAAUGUGGAAAAGUCUCAAGAGUUUUUCCCUGUAAGAAGUGGAGGAAGAAGGGGGGAAAUUCUUUUUCUUUUCCAAUUAAAAGCUUAUUAACUUAUUAGAGAAUGUAUGGGAAUACUGUGGCCAGGAUUCAAUGUCUUGCACCACUAGUUCCACGCACUCGGUGGGACUUGGGGACUGUGUUCUUCUAACAACAUCCCACUAUGCCACAUGGUAAAUCACUUUGGAAACAGAAAGCACUUUCUAAAAAAUAUCAAAAUUCAACUGAGCAUACCCAAACCCCUGAUGUGCCUAAUGCUGCAGUUUGGAUAUGAUUCCCUUUUGGAUUUCUCUCUCUCAUACAUAUAUAUAGAGGGGGGGGAAGAGUUCUAAGAUGUUUCCAUCAGUUGAGAAAUCAGUGUGGGUUGCCCUGAAAUACUACCCAGUGAGUAUCUCAAUCUUGAGAGUUGAUAUCCUGAUGUUUUUGCACUGCUACCAUUUGUGUCUGGACAGCUAUAGCACCACAAAAUCAGGACCAAAAAACAAUAACCAGAACUUUUGUAAUAUAAAAAGUUACAGGAUUUCAGUAGGAAGUUACAGCAUGCGUACUGCUUGGAAAUGAACCAGUGUGACUUCCCAAAACCUAUUGAGGUGCAAACAGUAUUGAAUGAAGGUUCGCAUGUGACUGUCUUAUGAGCAUGAAUCAUAACGAAUGCACAACAGGACAGAUUAAAUUACACAAUUGAUUUUCUCUGGAUUGCACAGAUUGGCCUCAUACAAAAAGCAAACUGAGUUGUCAGUGAUCGAAUUGAUAAGCAGCCUAUGAGUCUCACACACUCACACAAUAAAAUGAAAUAAAGGAAGUAUAGAUUGAUAGCUCUUUGGCACUGCACUGUAACAUAUAAGAAGUGGAUUUACCCCUUGGGAAUUGUAGUCCAAAGUGUGAGCCACCCUUUGAUCUUCUCACGAUGAGCAGUAUAGAAAUUAAUUAAUAAAUAAUAAUAAAGAAAACUGGGCCAGCCCUAACAUUAGGCAUGGUGGGACAGCCUAUCUCAGAAAAAUGAUUGUCUGGUGCAUUGUAACAACAAAUGGUCAAUUAGUUUAUUAUAAAUUUUUUUUUACCACCAUGGUGGGGUGCACUGUUUGUACUUUUUCUGCCUGAGCAUAUCUACAAGGGAUAGUGAGGGAUAGCAGACACACCCACAAACUAUUUCCUGUUAUCCCAAACUAUUGCCCAUUGCCCUCUUUCCUCCUCAGUUUUCAGUAACAGUAUAUUAUGUUCCCAUAUAGCUUGAAUCAAAUUCUUGUUCUGUUAAUAAUGAUCUUUGCAACACCUUCAUUUUCCCUGACUAACUUUUUUUAGAUUUGCUCCUGUGUCUCACUAUUAGGAAGUGGAAGAAAAAAAUGUUUUCUUCUUUACCAUUCAUUUCAAAAUGCAACAAAGGUCUGCAGUACAUUUGAUAGUAUUUCUCUGAAAUUAUUGCAGUCAGUGGAAUUAUAGAGGUGUCGGUGACACAAAAAUAUUUGUCAAGUAACGAUUAGAGAUGUAAAGAUGAAUUCUUUAUUGACAGUGGUAUUUGGCAUAGAAUUUAGAUACUGGGGAAAAAUCAACCUUUGAUAUUUUUUCCUGUAUAAAGACCUGGAUUUUUAAAUAUUGCUAAUGUGGAUUCAUAGCCCACUGAAGGGUUGAACAAAACUUGUUGAAUAAAAGCAUUGUAUGCUGAUUUCUGCUGAUGUUGAACUUUGAUGCAUCUCCAGGGUAAGGGAAUUCCAAGACUGUUGAGAGGAAGAUAUCAAGAAUGCCCAGCAGUUCAAUCCUAUGCAGAAUUCUUACUGAAUUCAAUGGGAUGCUUGAGGAAUUUGUUUUCUGUGAAUUCUGAUAGCAGCUGGUCCGAUCUGUGUAUCCCAGAAUAAUGUGUGAAUCAGAAUGCAAUUAUCCAUGAGAUUUGUGAAUUAGUACGUUGAAAUAUACUUGAAAUUUGUGAAUUAGUACAUUGAAAUAUACUAAAGUACUCAGCUUAAAAAAAAAUCCAUAAGAAAUACAAUUCUCAAAUGAAAGCCAAACCAGGAUAGAACAGACUUAGUAGUUAGCAAUUCAAUUCAAUUUGCAUAUCACUUCACACUGCCAGAGUGUGUUUUACAGGAGCAGCAUACAAAUAUACAAUAAAAAUCCAUUAAAACAAGACAAAUAUACUAAAAGUGGCAAGAUGCAAAAGUGACACAGACCAGAAAUAGAUCAGUCUGUCCCUACUGCAAAGUAGAGGUGUAUACAGCCUCUGUGUCCUUGCCAUCCUGAUUUGGCUUUUGGGUGAUUUAAAAUAACUCAACUGUAUGCAUCAGAGCCCAAUGGUACUUUGGGUGAGUGCUCACAAAAGGCUCCAGUUGCGUGUCGAGACCCCGAGACCACCCCCUCAUUGAUGAAUAAGGCACUGGCUGGCAGGUGAAUGACAUGGCUGGGAACCUCCGGGGGACACGGGACUCCAUCCCCUGCCCCCAGAGGGGAGUGGGUGGCCACGUGGUCCACCGCAACUCCUCCCCACUGGGAAGUGGAGCGGAUUUGUCAGGAGGCAGACUGAGGAGAGGUGUGAGAGAGUGAGAGGAAACAAAAACAGGAAGAAUACAACAAAUGCCAUAAAAUAUUUGGCCUUACUGUUCAUUUCUGAACCAAAAACACGACAACUGGCUUCAUCAGCUUCUAAUUAUGUUAUCACAGUCCUUAAUAAAUCUGGCAAUUCCCUUUUUUGUGUCCAACACAGCAUUUUUCUUGCCAAAGUAUCAUAUUUGUUUUCUGGCAACCUUCAGCUUUCCAGCCAUGGAAUCUGACCUAGGCUUGUAAACUCUGACGAGCUGGCAACACACUCGCCCUCUAGAGCAUUAUAUUGGUCUAAAGCAAUACAUCAUAUCAGCUCCCACUCUCUUGUUGGCCUUUAUCUCGAAAGAAUCCUGAACACUAUAAAAAUUUCCGCCUCAGAUCCCAGAUCAAUACUGCCUAUAGGUUCUGCUUUUCACACCAGCACAGCUGGCUCCAGAAACUACUGUGUUGAGGAUAGAGGCCAUAUCAUGCGCUAUGUAGACUUAAUAGCUUCCCAUCAGCAGCAGCCUUAGAAAGAGGGCAUAGUGCAGUGCAACUAUGUGUGAGAGUAAACACUUUCCAAAGUACAGAGUUUACAGCAAGAUUGGGAGAAUGAGAGAUAAAAAAAAAAAACAAAGAUUAAGCAAUUUGGGAAAGAGGCGGGGGGGAACUGCUACUGGAAGCAGAUUCCUCGAAGAGGAACGUCUAUUGCCCUGUUUGAUUGUGAGACAUGUCUAGCAACCAAAUUAAAAAUUAACACAACCUGUUGAUUUUAUAACCUAUUCUUCCGUAAUGCGUGCAAAGAUGUUGGCAAGGCUUUCUGUGAAAGACCAGGGUCAUCCAGGUGCUCCAAGAUGGGCAACAACCUCAAACAAAUAUUAGAAGAGCCCCCUAUAUUCAUUCAUGAGAUUUAUGCCCUGCUUCCCAGACAAAGCUCCCACACUUCACUGUCAGGAAGCAUCAAGAUUCUGCAAAUCACCAAGAACAGCCAUCUCCAACUUGGUGAGCUCCAUAUGUUAUUGGACAACAACUCCCAUCAACCCUGACUGUUGAGUCUGCUGCCUGGGUGGAAGGGAGUUGUGGUUCAAAGCAUCUGGAGGACCCUGGGUUAGGAUGGGCCAGCCAUGGGGGUGUGGUGGUCCCAGAGGACCACCAAUGAACAAUUAUUGAGAAUUAUGCUUGCCUCUACCUGGAGCUUGAUUCCAUGUCCUCCUAGAAAUGCUAGGAAACAGGAAACACAUGGGCCAUAGAUGAUUUCAUUCACAUUGUUAGUUGUUCUUAGCAGAGGACUUGGUGAUGAAGCUUGAUAUCCCCUGGCAUUCUGAAAGAGAAUUAACUAAUCAAGGCUGUAAUUCAAUACUCACUUAUUUGGGAGUAAGCCCCACCAAAUUUAAUGGGACUUAUCUCUGAGUAGUGUAUAGGAUUGUGCUGUAAACUACUUUAAAAUGUGUAUCCUGCAUUUCUUUCUGGAGGUGGGGGGAGCCAAAGCUGCUAAAUAAGAGGCAACUAAAAACUACCACCACAAAGGUCAAAAUUGUGGUGUAUGAAUAAGCAGCAGGUACAGCAGCAACUGAGAAUACAAUACAGCAGUGUUAAGAAAACAAAUCGACAACUAACCAAAGGAGGCAGGGAGGAUUGCGGACCCCCUGUUUUUCAAAAGCUAAGUCAUGAAUCCCCUACUUUUGAAAAUGUUUAUACUUCUAUGGUAGUUUCUAUGUGAAUGGUGCCUUGGAUCCUCUGGGUGGGCUACAAGGAACGCCUGGGGUCCGUGGACCACCAAUUGGGAACUCACCAACCCCAUUCUGCCUUCAUCCAGCCCUCACCUGCCUGCCUUCUUAUUACAUCUACUCCAGCUGUGGCACUGCUCAGUGUCCUUGCAGUAUUCCGCAAGGAAGAGGAUGGGGACAAAACUAGAACGAGUUUGUUCUGCUCGUCAUCGGCUCUGGCUUCACUUACCAUUGGCUCCCUGACUUCAUUUGCUGUUGGUCUCCCUGCCUUCCACCCUUCCAGUCCCAGUGAGCAUCAGCCACCACUAAAACCAAUACAGUUGUACCUUGGAUCCUGAACACCUUGCAACUUGGAACGUUUUGGCUCCCAAACUCCACAAACCAAGAAGUGGGUGUUCCGGUUUGCAAAUGUUAUUUGGAACCCAAACAUCCGCUGUGGCUUCUGCGGCUUCCAGUUGCGUGCAGGUAGCUCCUGCAGCCAAUUGGAAGCCACGCCUUGGUUCCAAGGUACAACUGUAGUAGUAAACCAAGACAGAGCCCUUAGCGGAAAAGGCAGCAAUAAGGGAACCCAGUCAGGUGACUUCUGAAAGCUUGCCCCCAAAGAGUGUUUGACAGUGCAAGCCUAUACAUUUCUAAUGAGUUUAGUGGGACUUACUCCCAGGUCUGUGGGGUAGAGAAUUGCAGCCUUAGCAUUCUGAUAGAUACUUUAUAUUCUCCUUGCAAGCUCAGCAUACAUGCUCUCUUGUGAUAACUCUCUUAGGAUUUAUGAGAACAAAAUGUUUCACAGUAAGUUUUCUUUAAAAAAAAAUCAGUGUUUAAUGCAAAUAAGUUCAUUCAACAUGUAAACAUAUGCUACAUUUGGCAAAGAGAAACUGUUGCAAACACACUUGUUUUACAACUGUUGUUGCUAAAAUUUAAACGCAAGUUUAAAACAAAGCCCUCAGGAGGUAAAAUCCAGAGUGGGCUUUUAAAAAAAAUUAAAUGAGACUGAAGUGCUUCAUCAAGAGUUUGCAUCUUCGUUGGUGACAUAACCAGUAGGGAAUUUUUGUUCAAAGCAAGAAUAUAAAGUAGACAAGCAGAGCUUGCAACAAAACGUUGCCAGGCAAAGCGUUCCUCUUUCCAGGAUACAGUGGUACCUUGGGUUACAGAUGCUUCACGUUACAGACGUUUCAGGUUACAGACUCCGCUAACCCAGAAAUAUUACCUCGGGUUAAGAACUUUGCUUCAGGAUGAGAACAGAAAUCGUGCGAUGGUGGUGCAGCGGCAGCAGGAGGCCCCAUUAGCUAAAGUGGUGCUUCAGGUUAACAACAGUUUCAGGUUAAGAACGGACCUCCAGAACGAAUUAAGUUCUUAACCCGAGGUACCACUGUACUACAAUCUAUGUCCCAGGAAAGAAGGAACUAUGUUGCCUGCUGGGCUGAAUCCUGAACUCCUCCGCCCCCAGCCAGUUACUUUAGAAGGCACCUGACAACACCAUAUCAUUGGGUGGCCCAUUUUUUAUUUUAUACUGUGGCUGCAAGGGAAGAUCCUAGCUGAUCCAAGUGGGACUGGAUCAGCUGAACGACAGCAACUUCCAGUUCUGCUUGGUUGAACUCUAUUCCAAAGUUCGCAACUGGAAACUCCAGAGUGUAGCUGAUCCCAGCUGGCCCUACUAUUAGACAGAGUGAAUCGCCCACCUCAGGUGGUAGAUGCUGAAGGGCAGGAAGCAACAGGAACAAAGCUAUGAGAGCCACAUGGCCCUAGCUUACACCUGCAAAACUAGCCUGUCGCCCUCAGCUGCAGUGGAGAACUCUGCCUCUUGUCAGAGUGUGGGAGUAUCCUGUCCUUUACCUCAGCCAGCAACAUAUCUUGGACCGGCCCUGUCUCAGAAGAGAUGGUUUAGAAGAAACCACGGUCAGAACUGUCACACAAAAAGACAUUUAUUAUUUCGGGCACUCUGACAAUUCUCUUAAAUUUGACUAGUAUGCUCUAGCAAACCAUUUGAGCAUAAUGGCUAUAUUGUUUCAAAGGCAGCUGAAUCACACUUACUAAUAAUUGCCUAUGGGUACUCUGUGGGGUUUGCUUCUGAGUAAAACUACGAAGCACGUGUCUGCAAAGAUUCUGAACAUCUUGGUUUACUGAUGCUCUGUCAGAGAUGCAAUGCAGGAGUUUCCAUUUCUGCUGUUAAUGCCUUGGAUUUGAUCUAUAAAUCUGAACAGCAGGAAACGUAGUCUGCAGAAGGAAAUGGCUAGGAGGUACAAAAGUCAAUACAGCACGUUGCAAACUUUCUCAAAACACUGGCUAGUUAGCAUGCUGUAUGACACACAAAAGCAAUGGCCAAGCAGUUGUUUGUUGCACCAACAGUUAGCAUAGAUGCUGGAAAAGCAAUGUCCCAGGACCUCUGUAAUUCUGCUCUUUGUACUAGCACACAUACUGGUUGUGGGGAAUGUACCACCACUUCAAGGACUCAGUGUGCUAGAACCACCAUCCCUAUGUGCAUUAUUAAUAUCCGCAUUAAUAAUCAGCAAAUGUCGGGCUUCUUCUGCCCACUCAGCUGAAAAUGCAAAUUCUUUGAUGAAUACUGAUUCUCCAUUUUAAGUAGUGCAAUCAAGGCUGGAUUAGUCAUUAUCCUAAGUACCGUAUUUUUCCGGGUAUAACAACAACCGCAACAAAAAAAUUGGGGGGGGGUUGCCCAAAGUUGUUGAGUUUUUUGGGGGGAGAUUGCCCAGAGUUAUAGAGCUUUUGGGGGGCAAAAGGAAUGAUCAAUUCAAGAUAAUGCGUUUUCUGUGGCUUCUGAAGGCAAAUUAUCAGAAUUAUUUAGACAUUUAUUUUUGCAAGCUGGCACUGGAGAAUGGUGGUGUGACAACGGCUAGCUCUAAGUAGAGAGCCCUGCUGGCUAUUACAAGUCCCAUGGGCUUUACAUUAGUAAUUACUUGGACAAAAAAGAGUGCAAAAUGUCACUAACAGCACAAUUCUCUGCACGUUUACUUGGAAGUGGUUCCCAUUGUAUUCAAUGGGGCAUAUUCCCAAGUAAGUGUGCAUAGGUUUGCAGCCAAAGUCUUUUCAAGAUGUGAUUUGAGCAAGGUUUUUAAAAGAGCACCUUGCUCCUAUCUAUGACAACUUAAUCUAGGGCACAGGUUAAUGAUGUAAUACACUGAGAUGUGCUCUUCAUGUUGUAAUUUAUCACCAAAGCCUGAAGAACACAUGCAUGACAUGGGUAUCAGAUUAGCUUGCAUGGUACUCCUGAUCCUUCAGACCAUUUGCUCAUGGGGCUUCCAGAGCACACUGACCACCAGUCAGUUAGAAAAGCAUAGGGUGGCCAGUUACUGAUUGCCAAAAAAGAGGACAAUGAUUUGCAUAAAUUGUGGAUGUGCACCUUUAAGGCCCCAGCACUCCCUUCUUUAAGAUUCCACAGCCUUGCCAUAUACACUGGCAGGGGCUGGAUGUAUGGGGAUGGGGAGGCAGAUUGUCACACAAGCCUGGAGCUCAUGCAGCGAUUGGGCCAAAACUGGGCAUGGUGCCAUUGCAUAAUGGCAGUGCGGUCACCCCAGAAUGCUCCGGGUAAAUAGGAUAUUCGGGGGGGGGGGGGACCUAAUGAACCUAGGUAUCAAUAGAAUUAAUUUUACAUUGCUUUUAGUGGAGUUACUUUGUAGUUGUUUUUCUUUCAUUAACCACGUUCCCGUGUUCUCUUUUUUUUUUGCACUGCUUGCUCUAUUAUUACAAUUAUUUUAUUAUGAUUAUAACACAGUGCAAAAAAUGAUUCCUGAAUGAGUGAAACUCAAGCAUUCGUGUGUAUAAAAUCUAUAUACGUUAAUGCGGCCACUUAGUCAACACCAAAAAUUACGAACCGUGGCAUCAAAAAAGAAGGCUAAAGAGGUAGAAAUUUGCAUAAAAACAAAUAUGCUAAUUUAUAUGCAUAGAUGCAAAUUUAGAAACAAUGACUACAACUUAAAUAGAAAUACAACAUCUCUCACCAUAGUGGUGAACAAGACUGUGCCCAGGUGACCUGUGUGCCCUUUUUAGUCUGCUGUCCAGGUCUUAACUUUUGACAGGCAACUUCAAGACCAUUGCUGCUCCCUUUAAGGUUUUGUAGCUUUAAACUGCACCUGGACAACCCUUCAAACAGGGUACUGUAAAGUAGGACACAAAACUAUUCCAAUAUAUAGCCCUGUUUGCAGACAUGCCUCGAACGGCCAUGUGCCUACUGAACUCCAGCAAAGUUUUGGAGUUCAGCCAAUAUUUUUUAGCUACUGAAUCCAGUAAAAAAUAUUAUAGCACUUGCUCUUGUGGGCCCACUCAGCUAAUAAUACUCUAAUGUUAGUAGUGUGUUGAGGCUUUGGCCAUCUCAGACCCUCCCAGUGUCCCUAUUUUCCAGAGAUGCCCUGAUUUAGAGAAGCCAUCCCGGUUUGUGAUUUGAUCCGGGAAUGUCCCACUUUUCCUUAGGAUUCUCCCUAUUUUCACCAGAUAAAUGUUGGAGGGUAUGGAGUUAUCCAACCCCCGAGCCGUCUGAAGGCAAUCCUGUAUAGGGAAGUUUUUUGAAAUGUUUAAUGUUUAAUGAUGUUUUUAUAUAUGUUGGAAGCUGCCCAGAGUGGCAGGGGCAACCCAGUAAGAUGUGUGGGGUAUAAAUAGUAAAGUUAUCAUUAUGGAAUGGGACGUCCCUAUUUUCAUCGGAGAAAUGUUGAAGGGUAUGCCAUCUUCUCUAACAGUGACUGGUUUUUGUUAUACUUAGGUAAACCUGCAGGGUAUGGGGGCAAUAGGCGUCCACCUCCCACCCGAGGAAUAGUGGAUGAAUGUUGCUUCCAGAGCUGUGACCUGAGACAGCUGGAGAUGUACUGCGCUCCUGUUAAACCACCUAAAUCGGCAAGGUCUGUACGUGCUCAGCGCCACACUGAUAUGCCUAAAGCACAAAAGGUAGGCAGAAUAUGAUCAACUGUAACCUCCCAAUAUGUUGCAUUUGAGGAUUUCCAGCACUGAUGCAGAAGGAUGUUCAUGCGCCAUUAGUUCUUCAUGCAUUCAUGCUCCUGGGAACUCACACAGAUAACAAAAUCCAUUAUUGAAGAUUGCUGGGCAUUGUUUUAGGGAUUAUUUUCACAGCAGCGGCACGGCCAUAGUUUUUUGUUAACUUUUGUUUGUUCAUUUUCUUUAUUUAAAAAAAGAUGGUCAAGUACAAAGGGGGAUAGGCCUCCUUCACCUUUUAAUUGUUAUAGAGAUGAAAUUUCACUUAAUGCAGCUUGUCUGCCUCAAGGCUUAGAAGGCCUCAGAAUGAGCAGGCCAUGUGAAAUAACUCAGUUUUACAGCAGAGACACGUGUGAGUAUAACUUGCCAGGGGCCUAAACAAUGUUUGGCCCAGAAUGAGUCUGAACACUUUAAGGCUGGGGACAUACAAAAUCAUUAGCAGCAGGUCCUGCUAGCUUGUUGGGGCCUUGACACUUGCUCUGUGGACACUACUGCAGAACACAUAUGAAAUUUAAAAAGUGUUAUGAGAAUACCAGUUAGGCCCUAUCAUAGACCUAUGUAUAUUCCUAGAGUGCACCAGAGCAUACCCAGCAGUUCCUUGUAGCUAUGUAUGACAAAGGAAGAUCAAUAGGGGUGGACAAGCUGCCUUUCAGAGAAGAUGAUGAUUAUUAAUUAUCAUCAAUGGCAACAACACUCCUUUGGAACUCACUGCCAAUUGAGAUUAGAUGGUCCGUGUCCCCUACCCCGCUUAAUGUCAGGUGCUUGUCAAAGACUUUCCUAUUUCAGCAGGCAUUUUAAGGUGGAUUUCUGAUCAUUUGUUUUCAUUUAAGAAAAUUUGUAUAAAGCGUAACUGUAAAUAAAACUUCCAAGCAGUUUACAAAGAAUAUAAGACAUGCCAUAGAACUGUCAGUAAUUAUCAGUGUUAAAAUGAGCAUAUAAAAAGUGAAAUGAAUAAAAUCAACAGGUAAAUUGCUAAGAUUAUAGUUUAAAACACACAGCAGCUUUACAUGUCUGACUAGACUUGCCUAUGCAGAAAAGUUUUAGAUGAGCACUGGAAAAAAAAUACAGAGAAAACACCUGCCCAGUGUCAAUUCUUAAUUUUAAUUACUCUUAUUCUUUGAUUUUUAAAAACAUUUUUUUAAUAUUUUAAAAACAUUUUUAAAACACCCCUCUUAUAAAUUCUUUCUUUUUUUAAAACUACAAUCCAAUGCACAAUUAUCCAAGUGAAAUCUGUGGGUCUUAUGUAAAAAAGUAAUAUUAAACAAAAGUUUAAUGGUGGUUUUUUAAUAUUCUAGCCUUUGCCAAGUCUUAGGAACAAGGUGGCCUAGAAUUCCAAAUCAGUCAGAUAAAUGCAUUGGCUUAUUUAAACCAUCUUUCCCAGGCUGAUCAGGAGCCAGAUGUGGACCAUAAACCAGUUUGCCUCCUGCAUGAACAGACCACAGCCUGUCAAGAAAACUUAGAGUGAUCAAACUGAGACAAAUCAUCCUAUGGGAAUGAGACCAAGCUCUCAGAGUGAUUUUGUUCCAUUGAUAUCAUUGGCUGCAUGGAAAAGUCUCAUUAAGGCUGGGAGGAUAUUCAAACACAAACCAGAUGCCUCCAUUGAUUUUAAAUGAUCUCAGCUGUUCAAGUUAGUCACAAAAGUUUGUCACUCAGACAAAAGUAGCAUUUGUACACUGCACUGUCAUUGCAGACACUCCAGUGAUAAUCAAAGCAAAGAAAAGGGAUGUUAUUUCUAGAGGUUAACACCAUCAUCUCUCAUGUUCAGAGAGAGGUUUCUAAAUAUAAUAUAGUUUGUGAGGGUGAAUAACAUUUUUUUAAAAAAUAAUAAUUGUGAAGUGUGCUGAAAGGUCUCUAUAAGUAAAUAUUUUCUUUCAUUUUCAGGAAGUGCAUUUGAAGAACAUGAGUAGAGGAAACACAGGAAACAGGAACUACAGAAUGUAAGAAAAUAUCAUCCAUAAAAGUGAAGAAUGAAUGUGCCAUCUGCGGGAUACUUUGCUGUAAAUAAAUUGUCAAACAUUGGACAAAACACUAAAGUUCAAUAAGCUUGAUGAAAUUUCCACUAACGGGCAUUCUCCCAAUGAACAAUGCAAGUAAACAUUCCAAUAGAAAUCAACUCAGUGCUAAAAUGUUUCUGAGACUGGCAGAUCGCUGUUCUAAUUGUUCACCUGCUAUAAAUGUCCUACACACACACACACAUACACAGAGAGACACAAUGAAUCCUGUGCCCCUCAAAAGCCACCAGAUGUACAGGCCUUUGAUGGAUCCAAUUGCACUAAAUUAACUUAUGAACCCUGCUGUUGGAGUCAUUCACCAGCCUUGUCUAAGUGGGUUAUGUUUUUUGUUUUUUGUUUCCUAAUAUUUGCACUUCCAUACAAGCAACAGACUCUGUCUUGCAGUGUCUGAUACCAUUGUUUGUUUGCCCCUUUUAUAUUUGCACAGUUUGGCAUUCCCAGUAGCAGCGACAGUAACACGUCAAUUACAUCAGUAGCAUUCUGACAACAUAUGAGUUGCAUGCAUUCACCCUGGUUAGGGAUCCUUACAUGGUUCAAUAUGCACACAGAGCUCCUGUGUAGAAUGGAAGCACCAUUUACUUUGAAGGAUAAAGUGGCUACACACAUUACACUCUCAGUCACUGAAGUGAAUGGGACCGACUGCAUACACUUGAGCUCCACAUGUGCAUGAGAAACCCUUGUUUGCAACAAAUUGCUGGAUCAGGGUAACAGAUUUUAAGACAAAGGCUCACCACCACAACACAUGAAGAUACAAAUAGACACAACAUGGACAAUUGGGGUGUUCUUUUUUGUUGUUUAGAAUCAGUUAAGAGCACACAAAAGGCUAUCUUAAAUCCUUGGUGAUUCUUUCAGGUGAUGAGUUAUUUUGCCACACUAUAAAUAAAACGUCUUUUCCUCCAUAUAGUGCAGUAUGUAAAAAAUUUAGCAUAUCAAUAACACACAUAUAAUCAACAUUAUGUAAAACUGUUUCAUAGUACAAUGGUGCUAUUUUCUAGCUUGUUUUAUGGAAGGGUCUGGCAAAAACAGUAAGAGGUAAAAGCAAAAUAACAGUGGAGUUGGGUGAGAACUAAGCCCAAGGUGAAACGGAAGGAAUUUGUUGGAAACACAGGCAUAAUUUUAAAAAAGGCUUCCAAAUAAUUUAAAAAAAUUAACUACCAAUAUCAAGUAAUAACAUUGCUAUCCCAUACUGAUGAGAUUUUUGUCUGACUCUGUUUAUCCAGCUGAGUGGCAACAUACAAACCAAUGCAUGAUGCCACUCCAAAGAAACUGGCAUCUUGAUCUUGGCUAGUGGCAAUUUGGGAAUUAGCUCUGAGUGACAUUGAAAAGAUACAAAUUAUGGCUUGGCAACACGUGUACCCAACUGGUGCUUCCCUAGUGCGCCAGGUCCUUGGUGAUUUCCCUAAGUUCUUCUAGGCUCUGGUUUAUAACACUACUUUCUUAUCACUGUAAACUAAAUAUCUGGGACAUCAUCAAGUAAACCUGAGUAACACAACCAGAAGAAUCUUGCUGUACUGUACCACUUAGGACUGCAGAUGGGAGAUUGCAGGUCUGAAAUGUUUGCCUGUAUAUAAAACUGCCUGUAUACAGAAAAAUAGCAAUAAGGAAAAAUGAUUUUAACCUCAUUUUCUCCCUGACAUGCUACUUUUUCGUUUGCAGGGUAUUCCGUGCCCAGAGUAUUUCCAAAAUGAUACUGUCCAGCAAGAACCUCACCAUGUGAUUCUGCUGAUUAUGUAACUUGAGUCCCAGGUGGUACUACCCUCCAACUCCCCCCACCCCCAAAAAAAGAUUGCAAUACCUACCUUGGUGCUCCGUAAGACUUUGUUUAAACUGUGACAUGAAUAGGAACUCUAACUGGAGCCAAGGUGAGAAGCAAGCAAGCCACAAAUCAUUUGACUCAGUAAUGUUUUAGGAAGGACUACAGUGAGGAAACAAGCCAAUAAAUAAAAUAACAUCAUGUAAUUUUAGACUGUCCUAAAAACACUUGCAUGCAAUAAGUAUGGUAACUGCGUGCAAAUAAGCCUCACUUGCUUUCUAUGCACCCCUUCCUGGGAGAAGGUCUCAUUCAACUCAAUGGGGCUGGGAUUGCAUUGUAAUCCUGACCUGCCCAUAUCAACAAAGGCAUUCAGUUCAAUGGGACAUAGAGAGGUUUACUUUCUGCAUAGGAUCAUGCUGCAUGAGGUCAGAUUUAAUGCAAAACAGGCUCGGAUGUUGCAACAGUCUUGUGUUGGCCCUCUGAAAGGAUAUCAAUUUUAUUCGUACCUAGCAGUAAUUUUUACAUAUCUUUGGAUGGUGGCUGGAACCUAUGAAUGUAUAUACAUAUGAAGUCUUCUGCUGUAUUCAAGGCUACUCCAUUUUUACAAGCAAGAGAUAUACAAAUGAAGGAUUUGGGUGGGGCAGGGGAGACCGGUAGCAAUUUUGCUUUACCUUUUACUGAUUUGGUCAGCUAUGCCAAAGUGGUGCUAUUGUUUUGUUUAAGAAAGUACUUGACUUUUAAAAAAAACUAUAAAAGAAAGUAUAUGCAUAUUUUUUAAAAAAUAAAUUGACAAAUAUAUAGAUUUUGCUUUUUAAAAUAGAAACAUGCCUAGCCAUAAUUUUUCAACUUUUUGUCAUUUUAAAAAAGGGGGGAUUGGGGACAGUACUUACAUUUAAAAAUAAAAAUAUGAGAGAAAAAUAAAAUUGCCAAAAUUAAUACUAAUGUUAGGUGUCACAUUAUCAGAACAGAAGUGUAGGGCUUACUAAGUACUGCUGCAGCUUAAUCUCCAUUUGUUUUGGUGGGAUAUACAGGGAUACUGCUCUAACCCCAUUGGGAUGAAUGAAUGUUGCAGUACAACAGUGCUUAAUGGAUUAAAUCCGUAAGCCGCACUCAGAAGCUCCAGUGUGCCUGUGAGUGUUCCAGGACACCCUAUAAGCUCCCAUUCUGUUUAAUGGAGGGGACAACACUAUGCUUGUGACAGGAUGCCUGCAUGGAACUUUGGGUCAUGGCACAGUCCUCCACCCAUUAAAAGCAUCAUGCAUUCUUGCACAGGAGUAACAUUGGGAUUGUUUGUAUGCAGUGGUUACAUUGCCUUGGUGGAAAUCACCUUUCACUUGAUUUUAUUCAAAUCCCCUUACCCACUUAAGUCCACCACCUCCUCCAGAGUCCAUCUGGAGCAGAAUACAAUAUGGCACUUUCCACUAAGGCAAAGUCACCAUAUGGAUAUAAUCCAUUCUAAUUACACCAAAUUACAAAAACCUUUCAUCCUGGCCUUGGUUAAGACCAGAAGUCCAAAUUAUCAUUCAAAGGGUGAUAAUCCCUGGAGUGUUUUCACACAACAAGAAAGACACACUUGAGCCUUACUUGCGCCUUCUGCAUGCAUGCAUGAAGUCCUAAAACACAGAGUGCCGUUAAAAAAAAAAAACUUUUUCUAUCCAUGGUUCCUGAACUACCAAGUAAUAAUAAUAAUAAUAAUAAUAAUAAUAAUAAUAAUUUUAUUUAUACCCUCGUCCAUGUGGCUGGGUUUCCCCAGCCACUCUGGGCGGCUUACACUACAUAAAAAAUUGUAAGACAUCAGACAUUAAAAACUUCCCUAAACAGGGCUACCUUCAGAUGUCUUCUAAAAGUCAGAUAGUUGUUUAUUUCCUUGAUUGGAGGGCGUUCCACAGGGUGGGCGCCACUACUGAGAAGGCCCCUUGCCUGGUUCCCUGUAACCUCACUUCUCGCAGUGAGGGAACCGCCAGAAGUCCCUCAACACUGGACCUCAGUGUCCAGGCUGAACAAUGGAGGUGGAGAUGCUCCUUCAGGUAUACUGGGCUAAGGCUGUUUAGGGUUUUAAAGGUCAGCACCAAAACUUUGAAUUGUGCUCGGAAAUGUACUGAGAGCCAAUGUGGGUAUUUCAGGACCAUAUGUCUCCGCAGCCACUCUCAGUCACCAGUAUAGCUGCCGCAUUCUGGAUUAAUUGUAGUUUCCGAGUCACCUUCAGAGGUAGCCCACACAUAGAAUGCAUUGCAGUAGUCCAAGCAGGAGAUAACCAGAGCAUGUACCACUCUGGCAAGACAGUUCACAGGCAGGUAGUAUCUCAACCUCCGUACCAGAUGGAGCUGGGAGACAGCUGCCUUGGACACAGAAUUGACCUGCACCUCCAUGGAUAGCUGUGAGUCCAAAAUGACUCCCAGGUUACACACCUGGUCCUUCAGGGGCACAGCUACCCCAUUCAAGGUCCCCCACACCUGACCCCCCAAAACAGUACUUCUUUCUUGCCAGUGAUCCAUGCAUAGAAGCCUACUUACAUGUAUGGAUCUCCUUAGCUGGGCUGAGACAAAAGUGUACAGUGGUACCUCGGGUUAAGUACUUAAUUUGUUCCAGAGGUCUGUACUUAACCUGAAACUGUUCUUAACCUGAAGCACCACUUUAGCUAAUGGGGCCUCCUGCUGCUGCCGCGCUGCCAGAGCACGAUUUCUGUUCUCAUCCUGAAGCAAAGUUCUUAACCUGAAGCACUAUUUCUGGGUUAGCGGAGUCUGUAACCUGAAGCAUAUGUAACCCGAGGUACCACUGUAUUGAGUUUAUUUUAUCUAUAACAGAUAACUCAAGGGUAGGCCCACAAACAUAAAACAUAUAUUUAUAGAGAAAUCGGUUUAGGUACAAAUCACAGCUACUUUUUAAAAAAAUGCCUUGAAGUGAAAAGAAAAAAACAUCCAUUUCUAAUGGGGGUGGGGAGAAGAAGUGACAUAUUCUGUAGCUUUUGAGAAAGAGUUGAAAAUAUAUGGCUAGCAUUCUGUGAAACUGAAAUUGUGUGCAUGCAUUGAGUCUGUAUGUGUGAUUUUUUUUUUUUAAAAAGAAAAACUUUAUAUGGUUUUCACAAACAUCAAAAUGUGCAAAAAUGACACCUUUAUGGUUCUUUUUAAAUGAAAGUUAAAUCUGACUGGAGAUACUUUGCAUUUAGAUAGGGGGGAAAUUGUUCUGAUGAAAGUAUACUCAGUCUAUUUAAUGUGUUUCAAAACUACUUUUAGCCUGGAAAUGAAUUGUAGUAAUUUAUUAAAGACACAAUAUAUACCACUGAUUCCUCUUUUAAAAAUAUCAUUGCAGUCCAAACAAGUAUACCGUAUAUUUUAUAGUUUAUUCAAAGAGACUUUCCGUUGUUCUGGUUUCAAAUGGCUUCUCUAGUUUAAAUGCCUGUGCAUUUGAUGAUUAUUUUUAAAAGGGGGAUUAGGAUUUUUUGCUCUAUUUAACAAGUCACAAAUCUUCAUUGGUGACUUUCCUCACAAGCCAUUAACUAUAUAGAAGCACCAUUUGGUAAAUCGUGUAAAUCAAAUUCCUGUCUUGAAGGAGAAACAAAUCCUAAAUGCAAACCUAUAUUCAUUUUAAUCCUGCAAUAGACAUUUUUCCUUAUCACACUAUUACAGUAUUCUACAAGGACUAUCAUUGCUCAAACACAGUAUCUUGUGUACAAUUUUUUUCUGUUUGACUUUUACAUGAAGGAGGUUAUAAGAAUAUCUGAAACUUGACUACAUAUAAUACAAUAUAGAGAUACCACUCUAACAAAGACAAAAUUAGACAAUAUUUUCAUUUCCCUUGAAAGAUUGAGGCUAGGUACAGAUAGUGGUUCCAGCUGACUUCAAGUUAAUUGUGACAAGUUAGUCUCAUAAACUAGCUGAAGACCUGUUGCUUUAAUGUGAUUUAGUCACAACUGCUGGAUCAGGGCCAAUAGUUUUUCACAUGCUUGAAGGCAGAAUAAUUCAACGAACACUGUCCAUAGGGCACAUCUUUACUCUCUCUGUCCCACAUUGCCACUGGAGACACUUGGGCUAAACCUAGCCCAGAGAUGCUGAGCUGGCCAACCAUCCCUCAUCAAAGUAGUUCCAAGAAAGCGAGUUGCUGGCCAGGUCACUACAGUCUCUAGUCAUCCGAAUGUUUAAAGCACAAUUAGAUUUUUGCCACCUUCCCAAGUGGGGGUGUGAAACUUGAAAUUUAAAACAUACUUAUGAAGUUGUAUUAUACCAAAUCAUACUCUUGGUCCAACUAGCCCAGUAUUGUUUUGUCUGACAGGCAGAAGCUCUGUGGGGUCUCAAAGAGGGAGAGAUUUUCUCCUCCCUACCUUAUCUUUUUACCUGGAGAUGCUAGGGAUUGAACCUGGCACCUUCUGAACCACUGAGCUAUGCCAUCUCUCUUGCCAUUUAUUACAUGGCACAUACACAACUACAAUAUGGACAGGAGAAAUUAACAUAUGUGCCCUUGGACAUUGAUAGCUCUAUCAUGCUACCUUAGAGAUAUACUAGCAUCUGUGCCUAGCUCCAUACUGAUUGCAUGAAGGGUGCAUGUUUUGAUUUUUUCUCCCACUUUUCAAUAACCUGCAACAUAACCACAACUUUCUGCUUCUCACUUGCAUUAUUUAUUUUCAGAAAUCUUAUGCUGUAGCUGUUUUCAUUGGAAUGUAUCAGCACAGCCUUAUAUUUGCAAACCAGACAUAACCAACACUUCAAAAACACGUGUUUCAUUCACUAGCACUUCUUGGAUAACUUUUCUGUGCUACUACCACAGCCAUCUAUUGAACGGUCACUGUGACAUCACGACACCUAGCCAUGCACGUUCCUUCUCUGCUCACUGGUUCCAUUUUUGAAAACUCUCUCUCUCGACAGGUUUACUUUGUCUCACGCACACCAGCUGUGCACUCCUGCUCUCCAGCAGUGGAAUACAUGUCUCUUUCAAUAUGUUUUUGCUAGGCAACCCCACUCCAAUUACACAGAAAACGAGAUCAUAAUGGAGAACGGGACUACUGUUAAUCCUGUGUUUACUACAACAACAACAAACCUGGACUAUUUGGAAAAGGCCCUUGGCUGCAGGGACAUCCUGUUUCAGACAAUAAGGAAGAUUUACCUUGUGCUGCUUGUUAGUUGCAGCCCCGUUAGACCACAGUUACACCUCUACCUCUACCUCCUGUUCAUACAUCUGGUUACCCAUGCAAUUGCCUUUGGGAAAUUGUGCAAGUGGCCACCAUGAUUUGCAUACAGCAACCUGUGUGCAGUCAUAAUUAGUUCCCAUUGAAAUCAAUGUGGAAUAUUCAUCAUGAUUAACUUUUAAAACAGGGCCAUAGCAUGACUAACUUUGCCUGGAUCCAACCCACUGUUUAUUCUUGUGGUCUCUCUUUUCUGGCAUAGUAUUGCUCACUACUCUAUAGCGUUGCCAUGAUUUCCCAAUUUAGAUCCUAAUACCAGAUAAUAACCAGAUGUUUCACAGGUCUACUUCUAACUUGCUUAUUUGCUGCUACAACUGCACAUAAUAUUGGGGUUGACACCCUACCUCUGUGUUUAAAUUUCACAGAUACCAAUGGAGUGGCUCUACCAAAUAGAUCUACUGAUAAUUGGCCACCAAUAAACAUAAGUCCAAGGAUGCAGACUAUCUGAUGCAUAAUCAAAAACAUUAUAAAAGGGGGGGAAACAUUAAAGAAAGACUAACUGAACUGAUAUAUGAAAUGUUGGUUGAUGCACUUCUUGCUGAAAAUUAAUAAAUUUCUUUUCUUUUUCUUUUCUUUUUUUGGCUGCUUCUGAAUAAUGUCUUGCUUUGCUAAGAAAGCCUGUUCAGUUUAUAAGGGUCACUAAAUGGGGUGAUUUUGCUGCUAAGUAACCUUAAAAGUAAGGCUGUAGGUUAUGUACAACUUGCAUGCAGAAAUUGGCAACAUACGCUUGGCAUGAGGAGUCAUCCUACUUUCAUUAUGGGAAGGAAACAAUGACCCUUGAAAGUGUUGACUUUCAAUAUAAAGUAGCAUUUUCCCACAUUAAAUGAAGCAGACUUAGGUUUUCUAAAGGGUAUAUGACCAGGGUACAUGACAAGGAGCCACAGCCAAUCCUGGACCCUUAAGAAUUAUAACUAUAUGGUACCCAUGUUUUUCAUUCAUUCAUUUUUUAAUUUAUUAUUUGCUUUAUCUCUCUCUCUCUUUAAAUUGCAUAAUCCCUCAAACUAAGCUACAACAGCAUUAAACCAGAAAACUUUAGUGUUGGUUGAAUUGCCCUGCCUCACUUACAUCAAUAGGGUUUGUUAUUGGUACUCAAUGGCACUGAUGAAUUAUUUCAAUGCUUAAUGUGGCAAUACACAUAGCACGAUGACUGUAGAUAGAGAUGGAUGCCCCAGUUUUGAGUACAUUCAUACAUAUUUCACUGAAGGUACUGGACUCACACAACCUGGAGCCUCACAUGUGCAGAAGUGGCCUCUAUUCUCCUUCAUGGCUGCAAAUGUUCUGUGCACAUCAGUGGGAAUCCAUACUACAUAUGCAGAACAUUUCCUCAAUUCAUGGAAAGGAAUGGAGCUGCUGAUGGCCAAGAUGUAACUUGACACAUGUGUUUAGUUGGAUGCUCCCAACAUCAGCAGUGGCAAAGAAAGCUUUACUUGAGCUUGCAGAACUUCAUAUGCCCCAAAUAUGGCAAUGGUGGUCCUAUUUAAUUGGCCUGUGGGCCGCAGCCUAUGUCCGAAUCCUGCCUAAUGAGACCUUUCUUUUUUUACUUGCAAAGGAGAAAAUGCAGUACUCCAUUGCCCUUAAUUUAUGAACAGCACUUUGCUAUUGCAGAAUGAAAUUUACGGGGCACUUUGAACAUGUCUUUGCUAGCCAAGGUUGUGUGCUGGGGAGGGGGGAGGCUCCAUGCAUGUACAUGAUUUUGCACGCCUUAAUUGUUGUUGCUACUUUCUUGUAAUCGAUUCAUUAGCUUAAAUGCCUGUUGUAAGCAGUCUACCAAAACUGUUUUGUAAUUUAGGUUUAUUUCCACUUGCAGCCCAAUCCCCAAAGCGCUCCGCCGGCACAAGCCCCAUUGAGGACUGGAGCCUUAAGCAAGGAACUUGCCUGCAUCAAACUUACACAAGGGCAAGCUUCCUUACACUAUACAGUAAAUGAGAACAACUUUUACUUUGAGGUAUGACAGAGUGACUCUGAUGCAUUUCUAACCAAUUCCAGUGAUGGAAAUCAAUUGUGACCCAAGGAGAGUAACGAAGCAACUGAAGCAACCAGCUGGUGUGUUACAGCAUGUUUUUUUCUGAAUAGGUUUUGCGAGCCAAAAACAAGAUUCCUUAGUGGGAAAGGACAUAUGCUGCUUUAAAAAAACAAUCAGAAUGUGGUGAAGUGUUUCACAUAGUUCUGGGAGACUUUGAAGUACCACAUGCUUGUUAUAAGUACCGUACAUCCCUAGAGGCACAGCUAACAACAAAACUAAAUGCAAAUUUCCAGUAUGCCUCCAGCUGAUAUUUUUCUGUACAUGUCCAGCAUAAUCUAAUCUAUAAGACAACAGGAUCAAGGACUGACUGAUACCUGGAUAAGUGACCCUCUGCAAAGCUAGAAUGUCAUAAUUAGCCAUCUAGCUUAUAUGUAUUUUUAGUUACUUAGCUGCCCAAGUGCUAAAUGUUGAGAUUAAUAUUCAUUUGUUUUCCACAAUGCCAUUCUUCCAAACAAAAAUAUGAGCUGGCCCACUUACCUUAAACUAAGAGUAUGGUCAACAUCUGAACAUGAACUGGCCCACUUACAUCUUAAGAAAAGGUAUGUGCAACCUCAGGGUUUAGAUUAUACAAGCAUGGUUGUAUGUGGGCACUUGAAUUCCUAAAAAUUCACUACUGAAAGCUAUUGACGGCAAGCAUAUAAGCAAAAACCAUGAUGAGGGACAUCGUUUGCUCACCCUGUCAGCUCCUCCCACACACCAAAAAAGUCCAUAAUCCUUGAAACACUUUGGCGGCAUAUGUCGUACUGAGAUAGAUGGGCAAUGCACCAGCACAAUGCUUUGUAGAUUGGGCUGUAAAUAUUUGGAUUUGUACGGUUUUUAUUUUCCCUGCGCUCAUUCAAAAUGCAAACUGUCAUGACCUAAUGACAAGUAAAUAAUAUUUCAUACUGUGUAUGUAACAUCAGUGUGUUGCAGAACCCCCCACCCCACCCAAACAACUACUUCAACAAUAGAACUCACCCCAUUAUUCUCCCCAUUUAGCACUGGUAAGCUUUCCACAGAUAACACAGGAAUGCCAAGUAAUGAAGGUUUUGGGGCUUGCAAAAAGAAAAACUGAUCUUACUAUUUCACAGGUCCCUCGGAACCAUUUAGCCAUGUCCCCCACUCUGUGCAAACUUUCUAACCCGGUAAACAUUGAUCCAUAAACCAAUAGUGUAUUCAUGCUUCUUAAAAGGCUCUUUAUAUGCAUUUAUCAUGAUAGGUCCAAAAGAUCUCAAGAGCUAGUUGUCUGGUUUUCAUUGUUUGUUUUUCUAAAUAUCCACUGCUGCAGUAAAAAAAUAAAAAAGGGCUUGGUCACACUGUAUAAUAAAAUAAAGACUAUGGCAACCUUAGGUUGGUAGAAUGUACUGAACUGUUUGCACCCUCUUGAGAUCCAGUCCAAAAUGUGAAACAUUACUGUAAGAGGGUAUCUUUCUAAUGUAUUUGUAUGUAUAGUUGACACCUCUGUGAGGUCUAAUAAAGAAUAAUGGUUAAUA
Molecule: messenger RNA, 59000 nt
Organism: Podarcis lilfordi (Lilford's wall lizard)
Lineage: Eukaryota; Metazoa; Chordata; Lepidosauria; Squamata; Lacertidae
Source: the annotation of a GenBank genome assembly